ACUUCCAAGCGCGGAGGGGACUGCCUUCGGCUUUGCUCGUUUUCUGUGAAAACUUCCCCGGCGAGACCCAGCGCGGACUUUCCCUUUCUCUUUUUUUGUUCCCGGGGUGAGUUUAUUUCUGCGUUUCGCGGCCCGGGGCUGGGCGAGGCUGGAGGGGAGCGAGAGGGGGAUUGGGUGGUGGUGGGGGCCCCGGGCUUUGCGCGCCCUCACCCACGAGGCGCCCUCUUGCAUUGUGGGGUGUGUAUUUCUGGCCGCCGCCGCCGCCUGCUCGCUCUGUUGCCACGGGAAGGAGGAGGGGAUUCAGCGUGGCUGGGAGCGAACGGGAAAACCCAGCGAGGGCAAGAGGAAGCAGGAGGGGGAGGAGGCGCGGCGGCGAGGAGGAGGAGGGACGCAGCCUGCAUGACCCGCCAGCAGCAACAAGGAGGAACCUCCGGGAUCUCCGCGUCAGCAGCAACAGCCCCAGCUAUGUGCAUACAUGGGAGGGUGCGCGUGUGGCUGCGUUGGAGGGACGGGCCUCGGCAGGGGGGCGUGCGACGGGCAUCUGCGCGGGAGGCUCCGCUUACUUGGGAAGAACUUUGCCCGUCGAGUUUUGUCUGGGUGGUUUUGUGUCCUCCUCCCCACCCACCCUUUCCGAUCUCUAGGCAAAGGUGCGGGACGGGAGGCGCGGAUAGGUUUUGCCUUGACUGCUUCCAGCCUUUAUUUCCCUGACUGAGGUGGGUGCACUUUAGGAACACUUGUCAGGGUCUCCGAAGCACGAUCCUGUGCCCGCUUAGCUGGGGCCGGGAAGGGAGACCCACGGAGAGCAGCUGGACUUUGGUUGGAGGAAACGUGCCAUGCCACAUGGGUGUAGGCAGAGGGGGCAGCAGCUGACCCCCUAAAGCAGGUAAAUAAAAAUCCUUAACUAACUGACCAAUCGAGUCACAGAGAGCAGGGUUCUGCCCCCCCCCAACAGAAGGCCUGCACCCCCAAACAUAAAUUCUGGUUACGUCAAUGCCAUGCCAUGUGCUCUGUGUGAAGGGGAUUGGUUGUGGUGGUCGCAAUGGGAAGCAGUGGCAAUUGCAGAAAUUAUGCCUUAUCUGACUUCGCUCUGUUGUGGUAUUUGAAGCUAGCACCAUCUGCAACAGAAUAUGGUCCACUCUACUGUCUCUAAGAUAUGGCUGACGCAGAAUAAAUAUUGGAAGGCACUAAUAGCAGGAUAUUAAAAGUCUGUGGAAGCGCCCUCCCCUUUCAACAAUAGCAACAUGAACUGGAAGGGAAGUAUUUUCUUUUGCAGAAUAUUUUUCAUAUUCCGGAGUGCUAUGGUUGAACACACAAAUGGGGAACCGGUGGCCAUCUGGAAAUGGGUGGACUAAAGUACCCAUCAGAUGUCACCAUUGGCCUUGCUGGCUAGCGUUGAUGGGAGGCCACAUCUGGAGGGCCACAGAUUGCCUGCCCUUGAUCCAAUACAGGGUUUCCCAAACUAGGGUCUCCAGCUGUUUUUGGACUACAACUCCCACCAUCCCUAGCUAGCAGACUGGUGGUCAGGGAUGAUGGAAAUUGUAGUCCCAAAACAACUGGAAAACCAAGUUUGGGAAACAGUGAUCUAACAGAAAAGUCUAGGUGCGGCUCACUUCAGAACCUGACAAUCUUGCAGUGUAGACACUGCAGUUUGGCACAGGUGUCAAAAUUGUCAUUAGGCAGGACUGCUCCAUGUUUUAAGAUAAAGGGGUCACCUGCAUAAACAUUUAGGUACUGCGUGACACAGUUUCUCACUUUCAGGGCUAGCCAACAUGGUGCCCUCCAACUCCUAUUGGCCAGCAGUCAGGAGUCAUGGGAGUUAGUCUUGUGGUCUGACACAAUUCACCUUGAUUCUGAAUUUCUGUCCACCAAGGCCAUACAGGUAACAAACUUGGCAUCUAUCUUUGCUGGCCUGAUCUGAUCUCAGCUUCACAAAUGUAUCCUUUCCUGGUUCAGCUGUCUGGUGGGAGCAUUAACUCAAAUAUAAGUGCCUCACAGGGUUGUGUGAUUAGCCUGCUGUCUACCCCUAUGUAUCCUAACACUUUCCUUAUAAUGCAUCAAAUGACAUACUUGCUUAUUACUUAUUUUGAUUUGUAUCCCACUCAUUUCUUGAACAUUCAAGGUGAGUUACAAUAUUUUUAGUGUACUAGAUAUAACUGAUGUUAACAGCAGAAGCUACCCAAUGCUGGCACCUACCACUGGUGUUUCAGUGUUUCCACAAUUUCCGAUCUUUUGCUCUUCCCCAUGUUGUGCCAUUGAAAAAUCUAGCAUGGAAUCCUAUGCUUUUAACUCAAGGCUAUGCUAGAUUUUAUGCAUGUAAAACAAUCACCCCUCCCCACUGUUGUAGUUCACAGUUAUGGACUGGGGCUUUCUUGUUAAAGAGAAUGGUGGGCUUUAAUCUGAUCUAGCAAAACACUCUUUAUGUUCUUUUAACUAGUUUGCAUGUUAAGGUUUUUUUUUAAUGCCUUAAGCGUUUAGAAAUCUUCAGUACAAACACUUGCUUCGUUUAAAACAAUACUGGCAGACUAUGGGGAUACCUGUUGAAAAGAAGUGGGGGCGGCCAGAACCAAUUAAUAAAAACUUUCGGGGGGGGGGAAUUGGGAUACUAAUCCAAAUGAUCAAUAUGAAGGUGCCGCAAGACACCUGAUCAGAGGGCAUUGCAAGCCCAAGAAGGUGCUUGGCAACCCUCCUAACCAGACCUUCCCUCAGCGUCGGGGCGCGCGGCUGUGAAAACGCUAGAAGCUUCUGAAACCUUUCUGCGUUGCGGAAGUGGACGGGCUAAGAAGGAAUUCCCCCCUCCCCCCUCCUUCCUGUUAUAAACUUUUCUUCUUCCUUUUUAGUUUCGGUUCUACCCUUUCUCGAAGCGCCCGAGUGAGGAAACAAGGAAACCCCCUCGGCGACCCCUCCCCCUCCCUCCGCCAAGCCCCUCCCCUUUCGCUCCUCGGCGAGGCAGACAGGGCGAAGGGGGCGGGGCCCGGGAGACCCGCUGACGUCACCCGGCCCGCUUCCUGCAAUAGAAAGUGAGGGAAGGUAAAGCAACCCCCUUUUCCAAUUAUCUCCUCGCCCUCCCUUCACCCCUCCCUCCCUCCCCACGGGGGGGGGCGGAGGUGCAGCCGGCGCUCGCGCGCUCGCCUCCCUCCCUUCCUUGUAACGUGGGUGGCGGGGGGCGCGGAGAGACGGGGCGGGGGGGGGGAGGAAGAAAGAAAAAAGGGGGAAGCAGCAGCAGAGAGACCUGCCCAGCCCCCCUCGCCUUCCGGCGCGUCCCCGCCCAUUGACCCCUUCCUUCAGCGCCCCACAUCUCACCCCCCAACUACUACAGCUUGUUCGUCCCUACAACCGCCUUUAUCUCUUAAACUCGGGUGCCCAGACCCUAAUUUCGCCCGCAACACGGUGCCUGCCCCACAUAUGCCCCCCCAUUCUUUACCUUCUCUCCCCCCCCCCGACCCCUGUUAUCAGGGACUUGCUUCUCACCUGGUGCCUAAGUGUGACCCCCCCCCCCCGCACAACAGUAUCUUACUCCCUCUCACACACCCCUUUCACAUCUCAGGGUUUCUCUGAGGGGGGAGGGGAAGAGGUUUAUUGGGGGGCUGGGAAGGUGGGUUUGAGUAAUUUGGGGUUGGGGGAAACGAAGGAUGGAAGCGAGGGGGCGGCGACGGUGUGUGGUGGUUUUGCGCUGUCAGAGGGGAGGUGGGGGCAGCCCCCCUUGGGGGGUCAGCGCUGUGGGGCUGGGCGAAGGGCACCCCACAGAGGAAUUACAAGUUCCCUGAGGAAGGUUGGGAACGAGGCGGGGGAAGGCUUUCUACCGAAGCCUGGCCGCGUAGAGUAUUUGCGAAAUGGCGGGAUAUUCGGAGUCUCUGAGGGGAGGAAAACACUAGUGGGUGCACUGGCACGACGCUGCGUGGAGUGAAAGGAAAAGUAUUCGUGUGUGGAGAGACUUAUUUCUGAAACGUUCCUCAGCGGGAGCGAGGUGCAGGGAUUGUGAUCUGUGUAGAUAGCGGGAGCCGAGUUGACACGCGCGUUACACUACUGAACGUGUGUAUGUGGUGAGGGAAAUGGAGGCACGCGGCGACUGUGAGGUUCGAAAGCGGAGGGAGAAGCUCGGGUGGGUUGGGGGUUGGUGAAAAUGUGCGAGGAGAGCCGGUGGCGCUUGGCACACAGGGGGUGGGGGGAAAGGUGUCGGACUUGGCGUGGGGAGGGGGGAAGAAUGAAUGCCCUCCUCGACGGCUCCGCUUUUGGCGAGGGCCCCGGGGCUGCCGAGGAAAGAGAGGGCAGAGCUGGCCCCGCGGUGCAGCCACCUGACGCCGGAUCAGAAGAGGGUGUGGAUGGGUCUCGCCGGCCCAUCUUGACAUGCUCAGGAGCUGGCUGGGGCCAGAGUUGCGUUCAGAGAGAGGGAUCUCGGUGCUCCUCCUGCGCGUGUGGGGGCGGGGGCGCUGCCGUGUUUGUGUCUGUGCGGAAUCAGGUUGUGGUGAAGACUGUGUGUGUACGUCUGAGAGACGGGGGGGGGGGGAGGAAGAAGAGGAUGCUGGGGAGGGGGGUUUAGCGCCGGGUCAUGUUUGUGUUGGAGGUUGUCAAGUGGAGGAGGAUCCCAGACGCCGCCGCCGCCGCCGCGCAGGGGUCGCCGAGCUUCCCAGCUGCUGCUGUUGCUGCCGCCGCCGCCGCUGCUCCUUCGCGCCAGCGCCGCCGCCGCCAUCAGCAAGAGCAGCAGCAGCUCCGGCUGCCUUCUGAGCAGGUUUGCUGGGGGAUCCAGGAAGGGUGGUGGAAGGCGGGGUAGGGGGAGAGAAAGAGAAGGGACCCGGGCGCGCACGCACGCUGUGCAAACAUCCUCGCUGUAAGACUGGAGAGCCGCCUCCUGAGCCCUUUCUGCUUGCAACGGCGGGGACAGACGCAGCCCACCACGAAGUCUCCCUGAAUAAGGAGCGCUGCGGGGCAGGGGAGAGUCGGGGGAUGGGUGGCGCAAGCGAUGGGCCCGGAAAGAAGCCUGCCUGCCUUGGCGGCUCCGGCUGGCGAGGUUUGUGUUUGCUUGCAUUUGCGUGCACGCUCCUGUUUGCUCCUGUCCUUUUCCCGGCUGCGUGCGUUUGUAUUCGCUGGCGCUUGCAAAUCCUGCAAGGUAGGCUUUCGCGCCUGGGCUUUGCUGUGUUGUGGUGAGAAGACAUUCUUGAUCCCUCCCCUCCCUUGGGUCGGUCCCGGUUUGCACUCGUUCUCCUCCACCUCCUGGCAUGUGUGAUGUGCUUUGUUCAGUGCAGCGUUGCAGAGGGGUUUUCCCAAGCUCCACCCUCUUUCUUUAUUCAUUCAUGUUUUUCCCUUUGCAACAGUACUGCUCGCAGGGCUACCCGCCGUCAUUGCGUCUCUCUCGUUCUCAUUUCCAUCUUUUCCGUAACACUGUCUUGUUAAAGAAAGCAGGGUUUCCUCUCCCGUCCUUCCCUUUGACCUCCCCCAACUAAUGAAUACGGAAAAAGAGAUCCCUGAUCUCUUCGUAUUUAAAAGGAUUGUUUGUCUUGCGCCUGCUAUGCUUUCCCAGAGUCUGAAAAGAGAAGGUGGGAGGAGGAUCCUGCUGGUGGCCGACGGAAGUACUACUUUUAAAGUGUAAAUAUUAUGUAAUGUGCUUUUUGUAUGUUGUAUUCAAACACCCCUGAAUUAUUACUGUUAGGCAAACAUAUGCCAGUUCUUAUUAUUAAUUGCUAGUGAUCCAGUAGCUGGGCUUGAUUAACCAGUGGUACUGAGUGUUAAGUAGGAAGCUGAAAUUUGUAGGCAUUGCUAUUUGUUCUAGGUUUUUGACAUCACAUAGUACCCCUGUGGAACAGAUCUACCCAUACACAAAAUGGGAGUCUCCAUGGUUGGGGGCUUGUUCAGUCGACAGAGUAAUGGGACAGAGAGAGAAAGAGUGUGUGUCCCAUCAAGGGAGUUUGGGGAACUUAGUGCAGCCUAGCCCCAGGAAAAUAACAUUGAAUAACUGGUCCACCUUUUAACUAUUCUGAUCAAUUAAAACAUUGAAAGGGUGAACAGUUGACAUGUCCAGGGCUUUUUUCUUCACCCCUUCAACAAGAGGAGGAAAAAGGAUAAUCUCUACUAUACUGCUCAGACUGGGAAUUGUGCAGCCAGCUGCAAAACCACUCUCUCUUCCCUGCACUACUAUGAUUGGGGAGCUGCCCCUCCCAACAUUUGUUUCAGGGAACAAGGGACACUGAGUUCCCCCUCAGUUUGUUCAUUAUGUAGAUUUGGAGGCCAAAACCCAGUUUUCGAAACAUUUUGCAAAGAUUUUACUAUUCUAAGCAUUAAUAAAAAUGGUUCAUCCAGCUAAAAAGAAUAGCAUCCAAGAGAAAGGAGUCGGAUACAUGUUAUAUUUGCAGUCCUUUCCAUGAAUAAAUGUUGCAUGAUGUUAGUGACCGUGUGCCUGUUAGGUGCAGACAUUGGCCAUCCUGCUUGAUUAUUUUCAGGUUGACUGCUUAUAGCCCUCAUUCAUUUAAAACAAAAACAAAAAGGACAUUCUGUCUUCCUCAGAGAUCUUCCUGUUUCAACUUAUUACCCAUAAAUAGAGCCCUCUUAACUUUUUGUAACAUGCUGUCCAAAGACUAGUAGGGUGAGCCUAGCAAUCCACAAAGCAGCGAUCCUGUGACUUUUUUUUUUUUUACACACAACAUAUGUUGCUGUUGUAUUUUUACCUGUAUUAUAAUUACAGGUGAGCAAAGUGCUGUUGCACUCAUGUCCAGCUUGCAUGCUUUCCACAGGUAUCAUCAGCCACUGUGAGAGCAGGAUGUGGACUAGAAGGGACCAUCUGAUCCAGCAGGCUCUUCUUGUGUUUCUGUGACAGGGUGUGUGGGUUAGAGUAGUAUUCCUUCAAAACAAUGAGUAUUUGUAUUAAGUGAGAAAUGAAUGUGCUUCUAAGCACAUAUUUGCUUAGCUCUUAAGUUAUAAAAGAGUGCCUUUUCAGGGUUUGCACCCACAGAGAGGUCUGCCUAGUGCUUACAUGAUGACCUUUUUAGGUGCCAGAUGAAAACAUUUUCCAGUCAUGAAUAUUCUUUUUCUGCUUUUUUACAUUUGUUGUACUUAUGUCAUUCUCUGUUGCUAGUUUUAUUCUGUGAUAAAUUUUUGUUUCCUAUUGUAUUUUAUGUUUUAAAAUUUUGUGAACUGGUCAGAACUUUGUCAUUAGUGGUAUAUAAAUAUUACAAAUUAUUUGUUUUCAAAAUUUAUAUAUAGUGAAUUCAUCCUACUUCGUUUCAUUUGUCAGCUUGUUAUCUCUAGGGUAUUCUGUUCUUCAGAUUUAUCUUUCUCCAUCUCUCCUUUUUCUUGCUUCUUAUUGCAGCUCUUAAAGGCACAGGGACCCUGCCAGAGAAAAAAGACUCAGGUUGUCACCUAUCGCAUGUGCACUUUAAAGGAAAAGCUGUAGCUCAAUAGGGUAUGCAAUCUAUGAAUAUCUGGGUUGGGUUGUCAGCACUUCUUGUCUUGGGGUAGUGUGUGAGAUGUUGGAAAACAGUAGCCAGACAAAAUUGUAUGAUUGAGUUGGAUACCUCAUUAGGUCUAUAUAGUGAAUAUUUGGACAACAUUUUAGAUGCUGUAAGAAAUACGUUUCCUUCAUGCCCUGUUGGAGCUUCCAAAAGCUGUCAAACAGAUGCCUGGUGGAAGGAGUAUUCUAGAUUUGAUGACCCUUUGGUCCAAUUGAGCAGGGAAUUACUACAUUUUUAGCAUGAUUAUAGUUGCAUUUGUUAAGUUUCGAAGGCCAAGGCAUAGCUCAAUGACAGUGGAAAUAGGCUAGCCUAUCCAGAUACUACAUUAUUUAUGAAUUGCAACAAGUAGAACUAUUUCAGUUCUUACCAAAAGAGUUGACUCAGUUUGGGAUUGUUCUAAAUAAUUGAUUUUAGUAAGUCAGGAUUAAUGUAUUUGCUAAGUUGCAAGUGUGGUUUUAAACCAUGGUCCUGACUUGAGCGGGUGACUUAGUAUUUAUAAAUAAAGCAUGUUAAGUGGUAAAGCUAGAAUAAUGCCAUAGUUCUAUUUUUAGUCAUUUUGUGGUUUUUCUAAAUCUUUGUAUGCUACUGGGGGGUGGGGUAGUUGAUUGGGAUAUAUAUUUCUACAUGAUUUUGCAUACCACUAAUAUUCUGUCUGAACUUGUGAGUAUGAAAUAGUGACUUUUGUGUGUGUAAAAAGUUUAACCCAGUCUAAUGUGAUUAAUAGCAGCCCAUGGUAAAUUCAUUAAAUCAGUAUGAUAGUUCUAGAUCUGCUGCUUAUCACCUUGCCUAAUCUUACCAUCUUUCCCCCCAGUAUGUGGAUUGACUGACCCCAUUGGCAUGUUUAUGGAGCUGCUUUCGGUCUAUUCUCCACUUCUGGAAAACCGCCUAUGACUGGAUGAGAAUGCCUCGAACAAAACAAAUAAAUCCUAGAAAUCUGAGAGGUAAGAAAAGAGUUCUGCUUUGGUAAGAUAAAAAUACACAAAUAAUAAUACAGUGGUGCCUCACAAGACGAAAUUAAUCCGUUCCGCGAGUGUCUCGUCUAGCGGUUUUUUCGUCUUGCGAAGCAACCCUAUUAGCGGAUUAGCGCUAUUAGUGGUUUAGCGGCUAUUAAAGGCUUAGCGGCUUAGCUGCUAAAAGGCUAUUAGCGGCUUAGCGGCUUAGAAAAAGGGGGGGAAAGCGGGAAAAAAAUCUCAAGACUCGCAAGACAUUUUCGUCUUGCGAAGCAAGCCCAUAGGGAAAUUCGUCCUGCGAAGCAACUCAAAAACGGAAAACCCUUUCGUCUAGCGGGUUUUCCGUCUUGCGAGGCGUUCGUCUUGCGGGGCACCACUGUAAUAAAUCAAAUCAUCAUAGACUCUAACAAAUUAGAUUGCUUUUCUUGUGUUGAUGUGAAUUGCCUGGUGAAGGCUGGCUAAAGUGCAGCGUAGAAAUGCUUGCAUUUACUGUACUGAUCAUUGUACUUAAAAUAAUUUGGAAGAAAUGUUCAUUGAAUGAUAUCUAAGUCAUAUUCAUAGUGUACCCAUUGAAAUCAUUGGGCUUAAAUAACUUAAAUUACAUUUUAGCAGUGUCAUCCAAAUUCCAUUUCUUUCAAACACACAGACUCAAAACUUUCAACAUGGGCUCUUUCCUAGAUCCAGCUUCAGUUUCAUAGCAUUUUACACACAUGGAUGAUAGGUAGCUGAAAUACCAAUUCUCUCUCUUUCCCUUAUCUGUUUGGUUCUUCUGUGUUUCUAUUGGCUGGUUCAUUGUAAGUAGCCUGAAAUUUGUGGAGACUGGUAGAAACUUUCCAUGCAUGUUAAUGAAGUAGGUUCUGUUUAACUGCACUGCACUGAUGAUAAUGGGAUAGUUUAUCACUUCUCUGGUCUUGGUGAUAAGCUGUAACUUCUUUUUUUAAAAAAGUGUAAUUAUUAAAGUGCCAAAUUGUCACAGGUUUCUGCUAAAGUCCAAACAGGUAUGUGGCCUGACAUUUACUGAGUAUAAGCUUUCUUAACGUUUUUCUUGAAGCAUCUGUGGCAUUUGAAAUAGAUUUUGCUGUUUUCAGAAGCCAUCCAGCUUUCAGUUAAACUGUGCUGAAGGAACAGUCAAAGAUGAUAGGACACAUGCCACCAAAGUCACCUGGAUUUUUAUAAGAUUUCCUGGCCUUGCAUUCAGCAGUGAUUGGCUACAUGUGCAGUUCCCAUUGCUGGAUUUAGUAGCCAUGCAUGCAGUUGCAGAUCUUCAGUACUGUCAGCUUUGACAGUGGACACAGCUCCUUGUUUGGAUGGGGGGAACUAAAUUAGAUCCUUUUUCCUCUUGGUCUGGCUGAUUAGCCUUGAACAUGUGUUAAGUGUUUAGGUACAUCACACACACAGCUCUCCAGAUUAGGGCCAGUGAUCUUAAAUUAAUUUUGGAUAGUUGAUUUAAGUAACUGCAGUGAAAAAUCGUGUUGAAGGAUGGAAGAAAAUCAUCUACAAAGCUUGGUUUUGUACUGGUUGCAUUCCCUGUACCUUCUCAGUCACUUUAAUGUUCAAAAGCUAUUCCUGCCAUGCUGCUCUACGGCUGUCAUUCAUUAAAUUGAGCAAAUCUUCUUGGUAUAAACUUGGGCCCAAAUUUGUUCACUGAGAUUAGCACUCUGAUUCUAAACAUUUUCACCUGUGAAUCUCUGUGCCUCUAAUGCCACUGUAAUGUUUAUGCACUGUAUAAUCUCUUAUUUUUGACAUUGUGCUUAGAUAAAGAUGGGACAUGCCAUCUGCUCCGUGUAACUGUAACUCAGAUAUUAGGAUUUUUCACUGCACCGUAUACUGUCAACACCUGGGCAACAUUUUCAGCAAGGUGUCCAUGCUGAAAUCUUUAACCAUUUGGGACAGCAAGGCAUGUGUUUUAAGUGAAGAUGUGGUUCACUGAAUUCUCACAGGAUCCAGCAGCUUACAUAAAACUCUCAAGGGUUUCCAACCCCAGUUUACAAUCACUUUGCUUUUAAAUGUAAUUGGGCAUUUACUAGAGUUUGAAUCCAAGCAUAUUCUAAAAGUGAUGUAACUUCUGAUUUGGCCUGGUAUGUGAAGAUUGGAGCCUAACCAACAGUGGAGUAGUUUUAACCUGGUUUUACGUGGCAACUAAUUAUCUUACUUCACACUCCUUAUUGUAUUGUUAAUAUGCUGUAAGUUGCCUCAAGUCCCUAGGGUGGAACCCUUCAGAAAUAUACUUAUAUAUUGUGAGUUAAAUAUUAUGGGCAUAUGGGAUAUUAAUAGGGACUGAAGUGGUUCUUUGGCUUUUGAACCUACUUGUAGCCACAUGGCAUGAAUAUUGCACCAUCUUUUUUUAAAAAAAGGAAAGGAAAGGGUCUUUGUGGCCAGUUUUUCUAGCUUUUGGAUUAAAAGCACUGUCAGCCAGAGAACAGGGGUGUGGGGCACUGUCUGCUCCGUCAGUGGAACAUUGCAAAACAUACGUUGUGUUUGGAGCUGGAAAAAUAUUUCCGUUUCACAGGCAGCAAGUGUACCAUUUUUAGCUACAUGCCUUGCAUACAGUCAAAUGAAUAUUUCCAAAUUACCAGUUUACCUGCCUAUUGAGGCACCUAGGAUUUUUCAAAUCCUGAUUAUAUUGGCCACUCUGAGAACAGUGUAUUGUGGAAGAUCAACUGAGAUAACUGGAUCUGAUAAGCAGAUUUGCAUGAUUUUUUAGGAUCUCUGUUAACAGCCUUUGCUUUCAUUAAUAUUUAUGUGUCACAUUUAGGUUCCUCAUACUAUAUUUAUGUCUCAAAUGCUUCAUGAUACCAGCUGACGAAUUAAGACAUUAUUCCAUAAACUCAGUGCAAUGCAAUCUAUAUUUACUUAGAAGUAAGUCCCACUGUGUUGUUCUGGUGCUUACUCUGUAGUAAAUGUGAUUAGGAUAUUAGCCGUAGGCACUUAGUAGGUUGACGCUUAAUGCUACCCCAGUGGAGUUUUGCACUUGCAUUUCAUUGCUUUUUAAAGUGGCAAACGUGUAAACUUGACACUUUAAAAAAGGUCUUAAGUUCAUAUUUUGCUGAGCUAAAGUUGUUAAGUGAACAAGGAUGCAAUGCUUUAUAUUAAUCGGAGGAGACCAAGAAAACAUGUAAUUGAAGGUGUGUCAGAUAAGCAAAAUGGAAUGUAAGUGGAUUACAUAUAAACUUGGAUUUUUUAAUCUUCAGUAGGACACUAUUUUUUCUUAAUUUUGCCUUUUAAACAUUUUGUUUUUUAGCUUGCAUUUGUUCUAAUAAUAUAAAAAAAACCAGGAAGGCUGCACGAAGUACUUCUAAAAUAGUCACUGUACUAGAGAAAACUUGUUUACAAGUUUCCCUGAUACUAAAAAUCCUUUCUGAAUGCAAGUAUUUUAUAAUAUUUUUGGGAUCUUUCUGCUUAUCCUAUAGGAAUAUCUUACACUCACCAAUAAGGUCUUCAUCAGAAGUGUGUCAGUUUAGAUUCUAACUUUACAUUUGCUAAAUUUCAAAUCCAUUACAUCCCAAAGGCUUGCUUCCAUGUACACCAGCAUUUAUUGAAGCAAUGUUGUUUGCCAGGUAAAAUUUGGAGGUGCCCAUUGUUUCUGGCUUUUGGUGCUCGUCUGCAUAGCUGGAGGCAAAUCACUAUCCCUUAGCCUCUAUUCCAAUUUACAGAAUUAAAACAAUAAUAUUCUAUAUCUUGCUAAUGUUAAGGGUAAAGGUAAAGGGACCCCUGACCAUUAGGUCCAGUUGUGACUGACUCUGGGGUUGCGGUGCUCAUCUUGCUUCGUUGGUCGAGGGAGCCGGCAUACAACUUCCGGGUCAUGUGGCCAGCAUGACUAAGCCGCUUCUGGCAAACCACAGCAGCGCACAGAAAGGCCGUUUACCUUCCCGCUGGAGUGGUACCUAUUUAUCUACUUGCACUUUGACGUGCUUUCGAACUGCUAGGUUAAGAAAGGGUAAAUUCUGCUACAACAGAAGGUUCUUGCACAUUCUUCCAGAUUCUAUGCUGUAUAUAAUCCUGAUUAUAGCCUAAGCCUUUUGUCUUAAAAUCAUGAAAACAUUAUAGCAUUUAUAGUAUGCAGUCAUUUAGACCAAUUUAUAUAAAUACCCAGUUAUUCAAAAUAAUAAAUUGCUUUUAGAGUGUUCUGUAAAUAUAUACUUGAGUGUUAAUAAGAAAUUUUUGUAUAAUGAUUCUUAUUUGAAAUAGAAGUGAACAUUUUCUGCUGUCAUUUCCCCCAUCAAUUCACUUUCCGCUUCAUUCGCAGUUUUACUUUUUUUUUCUAUGAAAAUACUGGCCGAGCUGAAGGAAAGCAAAUUUCUCAGGUUUUCCAUUUGUACGUCAUAGGAUAUUGUGCAAAAUAUUCUUGCUAAAGCCAAAACCCAGUAUUUGUUAGCCUUCUUAUUGAUGAUUGCAGAUCUUGCAGUAUUUUUUGUUUUGUUUGCUGUUUCUUGGGUCUAAAGAUAACUGCUGAGUUAAUGAAAUCUAACUGGCCUAAAAGGUUCUGACUGAAGUACAGCACUCGUACCAGCUAAUCCCCGAGACUGAACAAAUGACUAAGUGUAUUGGUCUGUAAGGUCAAAUAUAAAACGACAGAGUAGUGCAGUACCUUAAAGACUACCAAAUUCAUUAUGGCACAAGCUUAUGUGGACUGGAGUCCAUGACAUCAGAUGCAUAAAGUGUAGUCAUAAGCUGGCAGUCAUAUAUACAUGUGGAUGUAAACGGAAACAUGGAGUGAAAUAGCAGUGGAAUAUGAAAAGUGCUGACUGAUUAAACACAUUAGAAAUUGAGUGUACAGUGCACCGUCAUCUUUUCUAAGAGCCGUUGUAUAUAAGUAGUAAAAAGUAAAGGUAAAGGGACCCCUGACCAUUAGGUCCAGUCGUGACCGACUCUGGGGUUGCGACGCUCAUCUCGCUUUACUGGCAGAGGGAGCCGGCAUACAGCUUCCGGGUCAUGUGGCCAGCAUGACUAAGCCGCUUCUGGCGAACCAGAGCAGCGCACAGAAACGCCGUUUACCUUCCUGCCGGAGCAGUACCUAUUUAUCUACUUGCACUUUGCCGUGCUUUCGAACUGCUAGGUUGGCAGGAGCAGGGACCGAGCAACGGGAGCUCACCCCGUCGCAGGGAUUCAAACCACGACCUUCUGAUCAGCAAGUCCUAGGCUCUGUGGCUUAAUCCACAGCGCCACCCGUGUCCCUCAUGUAGGUAGUAGACUGCCUCUUUUACUGCAUGCUAUUUGCAUCUGACAGAAUGCAAAUAUUUUAUUAAUUGAUUGAUGGAUUGAUUAAAUUUGUCAGCUGCUUUUUUUUUUUUUUUUUUGCCCAGGGCAACCCAAAGCAACUUAACAACCAACCAAAUAGAGUAAAAGUGAGAAUUCCUGCUGCUUUGGUCAUUCAGGAAUUAGGAAGUUAUCCUAUCUUCAGUUAGUCCUCACUUUAGCAUGUGUUGUUACAAUAUCUGCAUUAAAAAAACCCAGUCAUGUCCUUUUGUAUGUAUGCAUUUUGAUAGGUAUGUACUGAUUUGCAUUUAUUUAUUUAAUGGUAACUAUUUGGGCUGCUGAGAAAGAAGCUAAGAGAAACUGUUAAAAUUCUACCUUCUUUGGUGGUAUCUUUGCUCAACACCUACACUGACUCUGUCUUUGGCCAAAGGAAAGCAAUGCCCAACCUGCUGAUAACAGAAUAACCGAGGCAAGGAGGGAGCUGCAGCCAAAGAUAGGAGAAGAGAGGUGGUAAGGGAACACCUAGCUACUUUCAGUAAAUUCAGACCUCCAGGGCCUGAUGAGCUGCACCCAACGGUACCAAAGGAGCUUUCAGAAGUAAUCUCAGAGCCUCUGUCUACAAUCUUUGAGAAUUUUUAGAGAACGAAUGAGAUCUCUGCAGACUGGAGGCAUCUUCAAAGAGGAUAAAAAAGAAGACCUAGGUGACUACCAACUGGUGAACUUGACAUCAAUACCAGGAAAGGUCUUAGAACAGAUAAUUUACCAGUCAGUCUGUGAGCACUUAGAGAAGGAUGCAUGGGCGUAGUUGGGGUGGUGGUGGCAGGUGCCCCCCUAAAUCAAGUAUAUAAAUAAAAAAGCCCUUUAGAUUAGAUUUUUUAUCCUAUUGUAUUCUGAUAAAGCUUUAAUAAAAUCUUAUUUUAAAAGAGAGAGAGAAUUGGGCUCAAAGUAAUGAAAUGAAUUUCAGUAGGCACAAAUGUAAGGUUCUACACUUAGGAAGAACCUGGUGCACAAAUAUAAGAUAGGGGACAACUGGCUUGCCACAAGUACAUGUGAAAAGGAUCUAGGGGUCUUAGUAGGCCACAAGCUUCACUUUAGUCAGCAGUGUGAUGCUGCAGCGAAAAGGUGAAUGCUGUUCUAGGCUGCAUCAACAGAAGUAUAGUGUUCCCAAUAAAGGGAAGUCAUAGUCCUGCUCUAUUCUGCCUUGGUCAAACCAUAGCUGGAAUACUGUGUCCAGUUCUGGGCACCACAAUUUAAGAAGGAUAUUGACAAGCUGGAAUGUGUGCAGAAGAGGGUAACAAAGAUUAUCAAGGGUCUGGAAACCAAGCCUUACCAGGAACAGUUGAGGGAGUUGGGUAUGUUUAACCUGGGAAAGAAGAAACAGAUGAGAUAUGAUUGGCAUCUUCAAAUAUCUCAAGGCCUGUCACAUGGGCGAUGGAGCAAGCUUGUUUUCUCUUGUUCUGAAGGGUAGGACCUAAACCAAGGGCUUCAAGUUACAAGAAAGGAGAUUCUGACUAAACAUCAGGAAGAACUUUAAGAUAGUAAGAGCUGUUGGAACAGACUCUCUCGGGAGCUGGUGGACUCUCCUCCAUCUGAGGUUUGCGAUUCCUGCAUUGCAAGGGGUUGGACUAGAUGACCCUCAGCAUCCCUUCCUGAUCCUACAAUUCUGUGUUUCCACCAGAACAUUGAUAAUAUGCAUUUGUUGGUGAAUAUGCCCAUUAUUGGUGAAUAAUUCAUUGCAGUCGUUCAGAAUUUAAUUUCACUGUAGCACAAACCUCUCCGGUAUAGUUAUUAUAAGUUUAAUACAGUACACCUACGGCCUGGGAGGCUGGAUGCACAAAGGCCAAUCUGUUCAGGAUGCCUGCUGGUGGUGCUGGUGUUCUCCUCAGCGCCUUUUGGCAGAGAACAGGGGAGCAGUGUUGUCAUUUUGCAUGGGACUGUACUCCCAUCUCUUGAGAAGCAGUGUGCUUCCUGCUUUGGGGUUGAGUGGAAGCAUUUGCAGUGGCCCAGAAGCAUCUGUGGCAUUGUGAUUAGUGUCCGGCAGGCUGGAAAUGAUGUGCAAGUCUCUACAGUGCAUAUUUUGUUUGGUAGAAGCACUGUCCAUACCAAGAGCAGCAGGAGGGGUUGCUGCCCCACUUGUAAUCUGGGUAGUGCUAUUCCCCGAACAAAAUAAAAGGCUGCCCCUUUUUGUGGGCAUGGUGCUGCCUAGACUAAAAAUACUGAUCCUGGACUCGCUGAACUCUUCACUGUGUACCAAAGGAAGGACUGUGGAGUGCGUUGCAAAAAUCGUCCGAAGGAUUAGGUGUGCCAGUGGGCCGUUAUUUGAUCAGUACAGUAUACCAGGGUUUUUUGGUCAUGUUACUUGGCCAGUCUUGCCUCUAUAAAUUAACGUUUAUUUAGCAUCGUUAACACUCAGCUAAAAGAGAACAUGUAUAUUGCAAAAGCUGAAAAAAUGUCAUGACAUGGGGAAAUAUAUAUAUGUAUACUGGCAGCCUAUAUAGACAAGGGCUUUUUAAAAUAUUGUUGUUUAAUAUUAAAGCUAGGGAGGCUCUUUUUGGCAGUCUGAUUCCAGUAUAAACAUAUUUUAGUUUUGGAGUGAACAUACUGUAGAACAUCUUGAUGCAACCCCAUCUGUGCUUGCAAUGGAUCAGGUCUAGGCUCUAUUGCAAAAUCUGUGCUUCAGUCUGGAGGGAAAUAUUUAGUCCUGUUAGGAUCAAUAUUUUUAUUUCAGAUAUUGACAUGUGUGUACUGUUUUCAUAGAGCCUUUUCAGGCCAGAUCUCAGGACCCAGAAGAAUGUGUGUGAAGAGGCAACAUAAGGGCUGGGAAGAACUGGGUGUCUCUUUCACCACUAUGAAUGAAUGAUAGCACCUCAAUGGGAAGGAUAGAGCUGAGAUGCAGGGCUAAAACAGGAACAGGUUUUUUAAAAAAUACAGGUUGUAUAAUUCAUUUUACCAAGAGCUCCAAGCACUUCAUGGGCACCACUGGAGUGUUAAACACGUUGCUGACGUGUAUAACAGCGUUGUCAUCCUGGAGUGCUGCAGCUGAGAGGCGUAGUGGCUUCCCUGAGAUCACUGAUGGAUGCAUGUUUGAGCAGAGACACAAGAUGAGUAUUUCUAGUCAUCAUUCAUGCUCCUAGCCACUACCUCACAUCCAUUCUUAUGCAAGUUGUCCUGGACUGGAUACUUUAAUGUUAACUCUUCAUGUGAUUUGAAGAUCUUCAUUCUUUUAAAUUUCUAUAUCUAAACUUCUAAAUUUCUAUAUCCCUUUUCCUCCAAAAGACAAUGCCAAGGCCAACUGGGACUGUGAAACAUUUAAAUGGGCCAGUGGUCCAGCUUUUAGGAGGGGCUGCUAGUCUCAUAGGUAUUUUUUGCUCUAUAAGAUGCACCCGACCAUAAGACGCACCUAGUUUUAGAGGUGGGGAACAAGAAAAAAAAUAUCUCCCUCUCUGCUCAGUGCCUCUCCAGCAAAGCGGGAGGAGAAACGGAAGGGGCUCCGUUUCUCCUCCUGCUUCGCUGAAGGGGCGCUGCGCAGCUCUCCCUCUGUGUGCAGUGCCCCGUCAGCGAAGCGGCAGGAGAAGCGGAGCCCCUUCCAUUUCUCCUGCUUCACUGAGGGAAAGCUGUGCAGCGCCUCUCCAGCGAAGUGCCUCUCCUGGCUUCAGCGGCUAUCCCUGAAGCCAGGAGAGCAAGAGGGAUCAAUCCCUCUUGCUCUCCUGGCUUCAGCGAAAUCUGUGCAGCCUGCAUUCGCUCCAUAAGACGCACACACGUUUCCCCUUACUUUUUAGGAGGGGAAAAGUGCGUCUUAUAGAGCGAAAAAUACGGUAGUUAGUGGGUAGAGAAUAUUUAUUAGCAGAACUCCAAUGCUAAAUAACUUGUAAAAUGAGUUUCAGAUGGGUUUCUGUAUUCGUCUUUUGCAACAAAAACAACUUAGCAUUUUGACAUCCUAAAUACUCUUUAAAAAAAUAAUAAUUGCAUAAGCUUUUGUAAACUAGUGAGAUGCUGUAGUCUAUGAAAUUUCAUGCCACAAUAAAUAUUCAAGGCUUUUAGGUUCUGUAACAAAAUUUUAUAUAAAUGAGAGGAUCUUUUCCCCCCUACAGGUGUUGUGUCAAAGCAGUUGUGCCUGUAAUGCUGUUGAUCUCCCAAAAUCUCUGCCUGUGUCUUGUAUGAUGUAUAGAGUCAGUUUUGCAAAGCGUGGUGGUCACUGUAGGACUUGUGCCCCCGAUAAUAGAUUGGUAGCUUGAAGUCAUGCAGGCUAGCCCUAUGACUCUUUGUGGAUUUGUUGCAUAAGCUGUAUAUCUCCCAAAGCUGCGUACAAUUUGUCUCAAAGACCUUCUGUUUUCCACUGAAAUUUUGUUAUGAAACGAGGUAUAAUAUUAAACAGUCAGUGGUUUUAUUAAUCAAGAACACUGGGGAAAGAGUUAAAAAGCAUUUGCAAAAUUUUAACAAGGUGGUUUCUUUUUGCAGUUCAUGCCUCAUGAGAAUCGUAAAGGCUUUGUUGGUAGUGAAGCUGGAGAAAUAAUGAGUAACACUUUCCCUGAGAAUUGGAAAAAGUACAUUCGGAGAAUAAAUUUAAAUUUCCCAAGUAACUUCCUGACCAAUAAUAGUUUAUGGGGUUUUUUUAAUGAAAACUUGGAAAAUCAAGAGUCCAAAAGCCUCAUUGAGGCUCGAAGAAAGCACCUCAAGUUCCUUUCUAACAGUCAUUUUCUUGAAGAGAGUCAAUAAGUAUGUAUAUUUUGAGAUCACCCCGAAUAUUCAAGGAAAACUUUGUACUAGUAGACACUCUCUGUGUUGUGUGGCUUGGAGAAUUAUAGCACAGUGGUCCUGUUUUGAAUUGGGAAUAUAGGAUAGAAAAGUAGGGAGCAAAUGAAAGCCCUCAUUCCAAAAUGGGAAAGCCGAAAUAAUCAGUGUUUCAGUUCCAGUGUUAAUGUGGUAGAGCAAAAGAAGUCUGUGCUAUCUAAAACCCUACAAACACUUGCUUUUUGUUUUGUACCUUCUCAGAAAGGAGAGGAAUGAAGAGGAAGCCCUUGAAAAGAACACAAGGGAGAGGUGCCACUUAAAGGCCUGUCUGCAGUUGAGGAAAGAAUAUGCUUUUGCAUUAGGAUGAUCUUUGUUCCAGACUGUAGAUCCGCAAUAUCCUAAUGUAUGUCAUUCCAGGAAAGGUUAACUAUCUGUAAACAACUCUGGUCAACAGUCUCACAGUCUGCUGCUAUGAUUUUUAGCAGCAGCAGAACAAACAUAUGUUUGCUGCAUUGCUGCUUAAGCAGCUUCUAAGGGAGGGAUGGGUUUUCAGUGGCCUGAAUGCAGCCUGUGGGGCUUGCCAGUCUGGUCCCACAGCCUCCCCUCCUUGCUGCCUCUCUGUGCCCCCCCCCAUAGCAAUAAAGCUUUCAUUCCUAAAUGCUAUGUGGGAAAGGUGUUGCACCCCAGAUAGUUGCUAUCCUUUAACUGGGGAGGGGAGGGUUAACCCUUCCCAGUUGCAGUCUCUGUCAGAAUCAUCCCACCUCCAACAACCAGAAUUGAUUAUGGAGCUUCUCUCUAGUUUGUUCUUUAAAAAAUAUAUAUGCAAUAUUCCUAGGUACACUAUAGCUUAAGGGCAGCACUGGGCCUAAAGAUUACUGUAUGGAGAAUUCUAUAAUUUCCAUAGGAAGGGGUUAGAUUUCAUAUUAGAUUGUCUGUGUCUGCCAAUUCAUUUUUUAAUUGGGUCAUUGUGUCUGAGUGCAAACGAAGUUCUAGAGUGCAAAAUAGGCUUGUGUAAAGUGCUUGUAUAGGUCCCUGUGCUGAUGUUCUCCCACACCCUGGCAUACACACAUAGGGGAAAUGUCAUGUGUUGCUAUUUAAAUCUUUCUUUGCAGAUUUGACCCCCCAACUUGUGGGAAAGCUGUGAUUGGCCAUGGGAUUCCAUAGGGCCAUCUCUCAAUUCUUGAGAAAACAUAGUGAGUGUGUGUGUGUGUGUGUGUGUGUGUGUGUGUGUGUAUGUUUGUAUGUAUGUAUGUAUGUAUCUGUCUAUCUAUCAAUCAUACUGCCCUUCAUCAAAAGAUCUCAGGAUGGUUCACAGAAUAAAAUAUAAGAUACAACACAAGUAAAGAAUUUAACCCAAACAGCAAAACGAUACAAAACAAAUUCUUGACUUUUACUUCAUUGAGAUGAAGGAUGCUUUUUCUUUUUCUUUUCUUUUGCCUUGUUUGCUUAAGCCUUUUUUGUAUACAUAGCCAGUAUACAUAACUGGCAGUUUCAUGGUGCUAAAUGUGGGCAUCAGUACAAAAAAUAGAAAUCUAGUCAGGGCUAAUUUAAAUAGUGCUGACAUCUCUGAUGUGUAUUCCAUUUAAAGGUCAGAAUCAGGACCAUUGAACCAUAGAAUCAUAGAAUUGGAAGGGACCACAGUGGUCAUCUAGUCCAACUCCCUGCAGUGCAGGAAUCUUUUGCCUACUGUGGGGCUUGCUAAGGGUUUUAAGAUUAGUUGUGGGGACAACUGGGGCUACUCCAGCAAAUGCACAGAGACUCAGAUAGCCAGGAGACAUCUUCAUUCAGCAAGACAUGACCGCUCAAUCAAGGGGACCCUGAAACAAGGACUCCCCAUGGAAAGAAAUGUAUUAUUCAUCUCAGCAGGUCUUAACAUGGGCUGAACCUCUUAACUAGCUUGCCUUGCAAGGAUCCUAGUCCCCAUUCAGGGUUAGAAACUAGCAGGGCACCAGGCGCAUUUUGCUCCUAAAGUUUCUCCAUUUGCGAGCACCUCAAAAAGUUUGGGUGCCAUUUUUUUGCGCCUGGCUAACACUCAAGGAUUACUGAAAUGUGUAUGUUUUGAAGCCUCUAAGUAUAUGUUAAGGAUAGACAAUAUUUUAAGGUGUUUAACAAUGAAGAGUAGAGUGUUUUAAAUACUGUAGUAUGGUAGCAAUAUUUUUAUUGUAAGCACCAAAUUAAACAUGUAUUAACAUUUUCUGUUAAAAAUGUGUUAUUAACAAUGUGUCACUUAUGUGAAUUGUGUAUUAGUUCAUGCUUAUCAAAAUAAUAAAAGUGUUGCCGUCCUCCUCCCCCCCCCAUGGCAACUAGACCACUUGCAGAGGACAUGGAGCAUGAUGAGGGCCCCAAGUUCAGUUCCCAUAAUUUGCCAUUGAAAAGAAUCAGGCAGUAGUUGAUGGGAGAGCUGGAGAUCAUGAACAGUCAAUGGCAGUCAGUUGCAUAUUCUGAUGGGGAGGAAAGACAACUGUGCAAUGCAGUUCCUUAUACCCCUAAUUAUGUUCUUUUAGCAGAGAAUCUAUUUCAGUUAUUCUCCACCCCUAUGUAUUUUCUGGAAUCUGCUUCUCACAUUCUCUUCCUUUUUCUACCUCAUUCUCUUUCUUUGCUUAGCAACUACUCAUACGUCCUUAGGGAGGCUCACCUCACAGUUUAAGAAACAGGCAGCUAGAUACAGUCAUGGACUUGUACCUGCAUGUUAAUUUGAAUCCUGCGUUUCUAGUAAACACUGCUGCAAAUGUGUCUCUUGAGCCAGUACUAUAACUAAUCAGUGUUCCUUCCCUCAGGCUUUAGAAACUCAGCAUUGGCAAUAGUAACAAAGACAGUUUAGGAUGGCAAGGUGGGGGAGGGCCUUUUCUAAAUGAAAGACUCUUGGCAUUUUUGAGAAAUUAUCCAAAUUUUGUCUCUAAACAUCUAGUUCCUCUUGAAUCAAAUAGUUGAUUCUGUUCCAUUAUAAAUGAAGUGUGGGUUCCCAGAACACGUUUAAAACUAUGCUGAUAAACAGCAAAUACUAAAAAUCAAAGGGAUAGAAGGAAUAUGCAAAAAUUCAGGGCAGGAGUAGCCAGUGUGGUGCCAGAUGUUGUGGGCCAGAAUCUCAAGAGUUGACCAAUUUGGUUUUCUCCUUUAAUAUGUUACUUGUUUGACGUGUUUUGAGAUGCUAGUUGGGUUUUCUCUCUCUCAAGACUCAUUUAAGUACUGCUUUCUAAAUGGUGAACUUCGCCUGCCAUAUAAGCACAGUCAUUACAGUUUUCUUCCUUGUAGAAUAUGAUUCGUAGCUGAAGUAGUGGAACUUCCCUGACCUUUUCUGCAGAAGCUUAUGCAACAGCAACUUUGUAGCAAAGCAAACAGAGAGGAAUGAGGGGAAGGGAGGAGAAAAUCUCAUUUAACUUUGCUCUUUGCAUUUUUCCCAAUGUUGUGACCCCUUACAUACCAGCUGAUGGGUUUCCCAAGAUUUCUCUUUUCUCUUUGCCUCCUAACCUGAGAUUUGGGUCCACGUGUGCCUUUUUGUGCCUUAUUUAGGGAGAUAAAAAUCUGCCAACCACUUUAACACUAUGCUGGUCUUACAAAGCAAUGCUGUAGCAGUUCUUCCUUCCAUCAGUAGGUUUCCAGAUCCCACAAGACUAGGUUGAUAAAAUCUGGAGAGACCUGGAGAAUUUAAAUAUUUAUACUCCAGCCAUGAUCUAUGGCUUGGGUGACUAACCUUUGGCUCUGCUGAUGUUGUUGGACUACAACUCCCAUCAUUCCUGUCCGUUGGUGAUGUUGACUGGGGCUGAUGGAAGUUGGAGUCCAAUAACACCUGGAGGGACACAGGUUAGCUAUCCCUGAUCUAGGGGAAUUAUAUGGUAGAUGUAUUGAGGAUUUAUUGGAGAGUACUUUCUGCAAUUUUAUGGAGAGUACAGUACUCUGGGGUUUUUAUAUUGUUGUAGGUAUGAACAUUUUAUUAGAAGGUACAUUCAUGAACUGCUACAUACGCUAGCAAUGUAGGAUGGGUGUGAGGGUUCCCAUAAUAAUAUUAUAUUCUCUUCAUUGGCUGUUUCUUAGGCAGUGUUGCUCACAGUGGUGAAUUGCUCCCUACCCCAUAGAUGAGGAUCCUGUGGCAGUCUUCCAGAUGUUGUUGGAUUCCCAUCAGCCCCAGUGAGCAUAGUUAGUGGUCAGGGAUAACUGGAGUUGUUGUCCAAAAACAUCUGACAGGCCACCAUUCCUUCACUACCUUAACUGCUGUGUGAAUAGCAUGACCAUAAUAUACACUGAUCCUUUCCUAUUUCAUUGUUCCACAGCAGCUCUCCACAAUCUAUUCAUGUUUGCAUACAUGUCUGUAUGUAUGGCUCUAUUUAGUCUUCUGGUUCAAAAGUUUACCUAUUGGACUUCUGUACCAUUAUUAUUUUUAAAAUGUCCAGGGUAGUUUACAAAGUAAUAAUAGAAAUGCAAUAAAACAAAACAAAAGUGUAGUGUAAAAAGAACCAAGUGAUAAACUCCUUGGGUGAUAAAGCCCAGGGAAGAUAAAUAAAAAAAUCUGUACCUGGCCCUGAAAAGACAUCAAAGUAGGUGUUGAGUGAUGUUCCCCAGGGAGAGUUCCACAAAUGGGAUGACACAGCCGAAGAGGCUUUCUCCCUGAUCACAAGGGCACCCAGAGAAGGACCUCUCCAGCUUGAUGUAGAAGCAGACAGUCCUUUAGGUACCUACCGUAUUUUUCGCCCCAUAGGACGCACCGGCCCAUAGGACGCAUCAAGUUUUUUUGGGGGGAAAUAAAAAAAAAAAAUUUUAUUUCCCCCCCAGGCGCUUGUGGGGCCGGCAGCGGGGAGAAGCGCUCUUCUCCCCGCCGCCCGCCUUCAGAUCAGGUCCGGGGACAGCGGGAAGACGCGCUGCGUCUCCCAGCUGUCCCCGGAGCUUGCGGGGCUGGCGGUGGGGUCUCCCCGCCGUCAGCCUCCAAACCACUUCGGGAGACAGCGGGAUGGCGGCGUUCCGCCUCCCUCUGUCCCCCGACCUUGUGGGGCUGGCGCUGGGGACUUUAAGGGUAAACAGUAGUGCUUUGAAACGAGCUUGUGGAGCUAUUUAAGCAUAAGUUAAAUAUAUGUUCCCAACAGCCAAUCCAAUCUCAGGUAGUACAAAAUGCAUCUGUAGAUUCUAGGCAAUCUUCAACUGCAGUCCCAUGGUAAUCAAGUGUGGAGGUCAGAUACAGUACCAGAAUAUAGGAAAGCAUGACCAAUGAUACCACCCUUUGCCAUGCUGGAAAAAAGGCAGAAAAUAAGGGAAAGCAUGUUAGUGGUUGUUUUUUUAGAUUACUUUAUAGGGGAAAUUACUUUCAGAAGUGCAUUCUCUAGGGUUUUAUUAGAUAAAUCUAUUUUGUGUCCAUUUUUUAAAAAUGUAUUUGUUGUGAAUUGAUGGUCUCUCUCUUUUGAUAGCAUAGCUGAAAAUGUUCUCAUGUGGGCAGUUUUUCAUAACUAGGUGACUUUAGACAGAUCAGCACCUCAUGGGAUUCUGAAUAGAACUGCAAAGAAAGCACAUCAAGGAUGAGUGUAUUUGUGGUUUUAUAGAGCUGUUGCUUGCCUCUAUAGUUUCCUUUAAUUGCUUAAAGGCUGAGCAGUUUGAAAGUGUUUGAAAAGAUUCUGACUUCAUUUGCAUGCUUUGUUCAUAGCUGCCUUGGGAGAAUUACAGAAAUGCUAUCUUUAAUGCCUAACCUAGUUCUUCUGAUUUUUCAUCACUGCCUUGGGCAACUGAAAGGUCCAGCCUGCAUCCUGUGUAGUAGAGCUAAGACAAAACUGUAUUUGGUUUUUAAUUUUAGGUUUUGAUGUUGAAAAACAUCCCCCCAUGACACCUGUCCAGUUUCUGAACAUGUGAGCAAAAGCCCCCCAAAAUUGAUUUUCUAAAGACACCUGGGAACUCUGUAGUCCUUGAACAGUCCCAUAAGAGCCAAGAAAAACUGUGAUUUUUUUAACUGCUCUGACCAAGCUUGGACAAGUUUUCAACCUCACUUAACCAUGAUUUAGGCAGAGUACUUUAUAGACUCUUUGUGUGUCUGGCUACAAGUCCAUGCAAUUGUAGGAAGGUUGGGUGAUCUGGGAGAGGGAGUUAUGGAAAAGGACGCUGCUUAAGCUUUAGCUCUGUUAGAUCAGGAAACUUGUCAGAGCUUGGUUAGGCAAGCUCAUGGAUUGCACAGAUCCUUUAUUGAACCGAACCCUUUGGGACUGUUUAGUUUCCUGGAACCUUAAAAACUGUCCUUGGAGCUCUUGCAAAGCACACUCUCUCACACACACGCUUACACACACACCAUUUAUUGUUUUUUGUAAGUCACUCAGAUAAAUUAACAUUAUGGGGCAGCAUGCAGAUGUCCGAAAUGGGUAUAGAAAUAUAUUAGGUUGCUUCUGCAUACUUCCACAAUGGCACAAAUUUUUCAUUUCUGUUGUUAUAUACAGUGGUACCUUGGGUUAAGAACUUAAUUCGUUUUGGAGGUCCGUUCUUAACCUGAAACUGUUCUUAAGCUGAGACACCACUUUAGCUAAAGGAGCCUCCUGUUGCUGCUGUGCUGCCACCGCGCGAGUUCUGUUCUCAUCCUGAAGCAAAGUUCUUAACCCGAGGUACUAUUUCUGGGUUAGCGGAGUCUGUAACCUGAAACGUUUGUAACCUGAAACGUCUGUAACCCGAGGUACCACUGUACUGAAUUUACUCUGUAUGUGGAGCUAUAAUACUGAGUUUUUACCUAAUUUUAUUUGGAAAGUGCAAAGUCUCUCUUGGGAGCCCGAGCAGACUUUCCCCCCUUAUACGUUGUAGUAGCUUGAUCUGAAAACUGAAGCAUUUUACAAGUUGACAAAGCAGGUCGCUUCUUUUCAGAUUUUUCUUCCUUCCAAAUCCUUCCCCAAGUUCAGUCAGUAAGAGUAUGAGCUAGGAUAUGCUACUGUUCUUUUUGGCUCCAUCUUGGGCACUCAUGAAACCUGUACUUAGAAUGGCUUUGUUAGCCAUGGGUACUGAAUUUUAUUUUAUUUUAUCCUUUCGAUCAGCAGUCUUAGCAGACUAUUUCUUUCUUCACACCGCUGCAGUAUUUUUACCAAACUCAACGCUAGAAAUAUGAACAAAGCUGAUUCCUGAGGCAACUAAGCACCAACAUUCUGGGAAGCUGUAGGCUAGGGCCAGGAUUACUGGUGGUCAAGAAAUGAGAGACAAGCAGUAGUGAUAGUGAAGCCACCAUAAGAUUUUUUUCGGUGUCCGUUCAUCUGAAUCCAUUGCCACAUUGUAGGUGUCUGGCAAGACUCCAGCUUGUCAUCUCCUGGUUUAUCCCAGCCAAAUCGGUGGGGUAUAAAUAAUAAAAUUAUUAUUAUUAUUGUAAUUAUUAUUAUUAUUGAUAUGGACUGUGAUUUCAUCACAUUACUGUGUACAGUCGGACUUGAAGCAUUCCAUGCAAAUGGCUGCUUCCAUAUUGUAUCUUUGCCACAUAUCAUCAAAUUUAGUUCUGUAUAAAUUCACCCAAAAGGUUUGUGUCAUUAUGACUUGUAUCUAAAUGUAGGUAACUCUUGCAACACCUUAAGUAAAAGGUUGUUGGCAAAACAGUGCAAGUCAGGCCGUAGCACAAUUCCUAAAUCAAGUAGGGCAGAGGAAAAAUCGGCAUCACUCAGAUGUUUUGAAACAAACAAAAAUGAAUGCAAUAUCCAAUGUGGUUAUGAUGCAUGCAAAUUGAGAGUGUGAACUUUUUCAACUUAGUAUGUGCUUUCUGGAAGACAGCUCUUAAUAGCAUUGAAGUCACUGAUCAACCUUUGUGAUCUACCCUUAUAGGUUGUAACUUGCAAACUGUCAAACCAGUCAUCUGCAAAACUGUUGGAAUAUGCUUCAUAGCAUAAGGUUACCAGAUGUCCCCGUUUCCCGGGGACAGUCCCCGGAUUUACAAAUCAGUCCCCUGACAAAAUCCUAUCAUUCCUACUGAAGUUGAAAAGUGUCCCCGGAUUCAUUGAAAAAAAUCUGGUAACCUUAUCAUAGGAACAUAGAAGCUGCCUUAGAGCAAGUCUAACCAAUGGUCCUUUUAGCUCACUGUUUCUUACUAGCAGCUGUUCUCCAGGGUUUCAUAGAGGUCUUCCCCAGCCCUACCUGGAAAUGCCAGGAAUCAAGCCUGACAUCUUUUGAAAAUAAUGUAUGUGCUCUAUCUCUGAGCUUUAGCCCUUUGCCAAUCUUCCUUGUGUUUUGUAUCUGCUUUUAAGGAUCAGCCUGCAUUUUACAUCAUUGUAGGAGCUUGGCAUAGCACUUUGCAGAGUCUUUAUUUCCAUUAUCUGUUGCUUCUGUGAAACACCAGAUAACUCUUUCUCUUGGGUAUUUAUGAAAAGCACUUGCUUAGAUAUUUAUCACCUUGGUGCAAUUUGAGAGUGUCUUACAUUUGUAUUUCUUGUUUUAUAAAGCAAGGCUUGUUUCACUGAUUUCUCCUGUUCUUUUAGCCUGAGGGUAUUUGGUAGAAGCUACUCAUACUAAUUUCUGUAGUUAGUGGGAGGAGUACCUUGAGCUUUACUGGAAUCUUAAUUUAAUAGACCUCUUCCCAUCACUGCUUUCGUUUUCAAGAAAUUUGGACGAAAGGACAAAAGCACACAAUUAGACUAGUGUUUACUAGUCACCCAGAUGAAGUAGUGGAGCAGUACUUAUGGCAGCAUUUCUUCCAGCCAAUUAAAAUAUAAUGUCACACAGACAUAUACAUCUGCUGGUUGGUGAAAACCGAAAGCUGUUUUUAGUAGCAUGACUGUGUUCUCUUGUAGCACCUGAAACUCUGGCAGCCCAGAUGCAGAAGAGUAAUGGGGAACUUGUUCAACUAUGUGGACUACACUGGAAAUAUAAACUAACUUAAAGACUGAGGAACGCUAGAAGCAGUAACUUGCCUCUUUUCAGAGGCAAAAUUGUAGACAAUCACACCUACAAUGUAUUUCUUAGUACUGUGGGCAUUGCAAAGCAAUAACUUGUUUUGUCACCAAAUUUGCGAAACAGUCUCCAGCCCUAUGCCUUGAGAAGCAAGUAUUUGUAUAGCUUGUGGAAAAUGUUGCGCUCAGUGCUGUUGUGUUCAGUUCUGUGUCAAUUUUAAGAUUUAUUGCAUGGAACAGUUCUUUUUUCAAGUAGAAAGUUAUACUUAGAAGAAAAUAUGCUGCUAGCAAAUCAAAUGUUCCAAGAAUUGGCUAGGCUUGGUGCGAUUAAAAUAUUUGGGAAGUUCUGUGUAUUGAUUGAAGGAAAGAUGGCCAAUGCAGAAUGAAAUAUUUAAAAUAUGUAAUAUAUUCUUUAAAGAGACUUGCUUAGUGUGUUAAGCAUGCAGCUUCUGAUUAUUGUUCUUGGAUCCAUACUAUGGAAAACAAAUGUAAGAAUCCAAAUUCUUUCUUUCUGUAUACUGUAUUUCUGUUUGGGGAUGUUUAAUAGCCGGUGGACCAGAAUUUUCAAACACUUAAGUAUUUUGUGUCUGAAUAAUUUAAAUGUCUUAUAGCUGGGUCUGAAAUUCCAUUUGACUCUGGGGUGGACAUGGUUGGUUGUUUACCAGUCUGCCCUUUUUAUAUGUAAGGCAGAGAAGUGGGUAGAGGGUGGGAUCUGAUUUUUAAAGAGGGUGAGUGAUACUCCAGUGGGAGCUAGGAUGCGGGGGGGGGGGGGAUAAGGUUCACCCCCCUCAAAAGACCCCUCAUGCACCCCACUGCUAUGUACUGUUGGUAUAGUAGAGAUCUUAACUGACCAGACAGGUUUUUAUUUACUUUUGACCUUUAGAAAAGCCUAUCAUUAUGUUGGAGGGAAGGGAUUGCCUUGGACACCAACUGCAGUGCUAUCCUGCCACUGCAUAAAGUGGUUUUAUGUUUUUAGUUUUUAAACUGCCUUGACAGAUUUACCUGUAGAAAUGGCAUUAAAAUAUUGCACAUAAAUACUAGUAGGAGCACCAUCUUUUUUAUUUUCGUAAAGAGUAGGAGGGGAAAGGGAAAACAGUACUCAGUAAUUAUAUAUAUGUAUAUAUAUAUAUAUAUAUAUAUAUGCGCACUGAAGUUGAGCUCCUUGUUGCAAAUGUGGUUACAGCCAUUGAUUUCUGGAAUGCCUGAUGCUGACAGCAUCUAAUUCAAAGGAAAGUCUGAGGGAGCCCUAAUGUUAAUGUCAUUGUGAAUCAUAGAAUGUUAGGUACUGCAGGCAUGAAAUCUUUCAUAGCAGCGAACAGUAUCUUAAAGCUUCAACUGCUCCUGGUAGUGCUAAGUGUGUCUAUAUUAGAUUGAAAGGAUGUUUCUGGGUAUGACUUUGUCUUUUGUACCAGGUUGUGGUUAGUUUUUAAAAAAAAAUAACAAACUGAAUAUCUUUAUUAACAAGUUUUUGUUUUUUGAGGGCUUCUGUUUCAAGGAAAUAGCUAAAAUGCAAUAUCUCCUAGCCUGGGUAGCUCAGUUGGUUAGAACAUGGUGCUGUUAAUGCCAAGGUUGCAGGUUUGAUCCCCGUAUGGGACAGUUGCAUAUUCCUGCAUUGCAGGGGAUUGGACUAGAUGAUCCUCAGGGUCCCUUCCAAUUCUGCAGUUCUAUGAUUCUAUGACUAUUAUUUUUAGAAGUCAACAGCAGCCUCACUGUCAAGCAAUUGACUUGACUCCUUAAAUGUUGUACAGCUGUUCUGGGGUAAAAGUUUAGUUAUAAAAGCAAGGUCUAAAAGAUACGGGUUGUGGGGGGCAGGGAGAGACUGUUUUAGAAAGGAUUUGCAUAACAGGCAGAAACAGUAUUUACAUGGGACUAUCAAAAAUUGGGCCCAACUGCAUAUGUGAUAAUUCCAUGCACCAAGAUUGAAUGGGGCACAGGCUUCCAGCCUAGGCUCAUCUUUCAUAAACCUUGCUUCUUUCCAUCAAAUUCUUAAGAAUCUUCUUGAGCUUCAAUCUUGGGAGCCAAAUAAUAUUUCUAAUGUCCCAUGACUAUCUUAUAUUCAGCAACUGUUGGGACAUCUGCAGAAAACUAAGGGUUAUUUUAGGACACAGCUGUGUGCUGUGUGGCUAUGGUGAAGAAGUUCAAGAACCCUAAAGUCAAAGUCCGCUGGACUGGCUCAUUCAUCUCUAUUGUAACAGCUUCCUCUUCUUUAUCCACAAUUUGUUUGUGACAAAUUGAUGUUUCCACAUACUAGCUCUCCAUUGGCAGAAAAUUUAACACCAUCUUUUGGGCAAGAGAUUACAAGAGCACCUCCAGUAUGGUUAAGAUAUUGGCAGAUAACGCAAAAAUUCACCGGAAGGCAUUUUCACCAAACAGCUGUUUUGACAAAGUAAUAUUGUAAUGAAUCAUCAUAUGCUAUAGCGAGGAAAGAUAAAUUUGUUUUCCUUCUCAGAAGUUAUGUAAAGACCAAAAGUAUAUGGUUUCAAGGCUGCUGGAAACAAUUGAGAAGGAAAUUUAGCAAAAUUAUACAGUUCCUCUUGGUAUGGAGUGACUUGGCUAAGUAGGUGUAUAUGCCCAAGGCAAAACUUACUUUAAAAUGUAGAGUUGUUGGGAUGCUAAAAUUCAUAGACAUACCAAUAUUUUAUCUUCGAUAGUGCUAUCCUAUGCGUGUGUACUCAAAGUAAAUUCCACUGAUUGCAGUAGUGUUUAGUCUCAUUUACCUGGGAGUAAAUCUCAUUGAACUUUAUAAUUAAAAUUGGGAUUCAGCAUCAUUGAACUUCUGUGGGAUUUACUUUCAAUUAAGCAAUGCAUAGAAUUGUGAUCCAAAAACGCAAUACACUGACUAGAACCUAUUAUGUAUUCAUGAAAGCAUCACCUCCUACAACUGCUAUGAAUCUUGGACUUGCAUUGGCAACAUAUGUAAUCUAAUUUAAUAAAUAUGCUUUUAUUGAAUGUGCAGUCCUCCUGGUCUGCUUUUUGCUUCCUUCUACCUAAUUUACUUCAUGAUUUGUAUGAAUGAUAGUGCUUUGGGCCAACCAACUAUUUAAAGAUCUUUGGGUAGAACUCUUCAUCAGGCAGAAUGAACAUUCUUCCUAGCACAAAAAAGUUGCAAGACUGAAUGUGUAUAUUUUCAUACUUUAAAAUUGUUCAUUUAAUUCUGUGUAUCUAUGCUGAUUUUUUUUCAAACAAACAAAUGUUGGUACAGUAAAAGAUGCCUUCUUUGCUGAUUCUGCAUCACAAAACCUUUUUAGUUCUUUGUGUGGAGUAGACAAUGUUUCAUGGCCUCAAAAUAACUUUAUAAAAGCUUUAUAUAUUAAAUAUUUUAAAGCGUGCAAGUAGAACAUUAUUACAAAUAAAUGCAAGAAUUGUCAACAGAAGCAGAAUAAAACAAAGCAGGUUUUAUCAGUAACACAUUAAUAUUUGUAAUAAAGGGAGUAGAGUAAAAACACCAACAUUGAUUUCUUUUUAUUUUUUAGCAGGCUACCAACCCAUAUAGUUAAGGGUAUGCAGACUCUAUCAGCAUGAGUAAACUUUGCUCUGAAUAUGAAGCAACAGAAGUUUGGAUUUUUUUGCCUUCCUGUUCUGAGGGCACCAUCUGUUCCUGGCCUGUUAGGAUUAGGCCCUGUUGAAUGACCUUCCUUUCUGUUUGGGAUAAAUGAUAAUGUAAAUAGUGUGUUAAUGGAUUUGACCGUUCAUCUGAAUAGAAGCACAUAACUCUUUUCAGUUUACGUUCAGAAGUGGGUGAGAGCUUUGAAAUCUUCGAUAAUAAGGUGAUAAACUUUAGUGAUGAUAAAACUUGUCAGUGUCAAUACAUGAAGUUGUCAAUACAAUGAAAAAAUAUUCUAAAUGGGAUUUCUCCACCUUACAAUAAUAUUCAUUAAGAUAGACUUCAACAAAGCAAUAAUAAUAGAUGAUACUGUGGUUAUCUGUAUACUAUGUCAGACCUGACAGAUACUAUGGUAAACUGUACCUGCUUGCCCUUUUGAUUAUGUGUUGUUUGAAGUACUAUGGGGGUUGUAUUCUUUCACUUCAGCCUUUUUGACUUUUUAAUCCCUCCAAGUUCAGAUUUUAAGGAAAGACCCAUUGCCAAAGCUAUCAUAGUAGUGGCUUGCAACUCCUUGGUUGAGUAAAUGUAGAAGUGCUGCACAGUUGAAGCAGGAGAGCCAGAUAGGGAGUGAGAAUCUGGUAUCCAGCAUAGCACAGGGUUGCAAUUCCUGGUCAGGAACCACACUGCAAUACCCGUCUGCUUUCUUUAUAUUUUUCCACUAACUGGGGAAAUGCAGCACAGUGUUAUUAUAACAGCUGGCAGAGUUAAAAGGAACAAGUGUUUAGGUGGGUAAAUGGAGCACAGGUUAGGAAAUUAUUCCUUUAACUUCCUUUGUGAUAUUAAAAUGGUGUUAACCUUAUCUCUGUGAGAGUCGUGUAUAAAGAUGGGUGUUUGUUUAAAGCCUCUGUUUAGUGUUUAAACUGAGGGCAGUGAUCAAAGAACUUAAUUGUCCCAGAACUGAGGCUUAAGCAUUUACUGCAGAAUAUGAAAGAGGUGAAUUCAGAAGAAAUGGCGUAUUGAAGUGAAAUAAUGUGAACUUGAAGAGUAACAGCAGUCAUAACUAUUUUUCUUAACUGAAGAAGAAAACCCUAAUGCUUAGGUUAAACAUACAAGCUCGGUUGGUUAGAGCAUGGCGCUGAUAAUGCCAAGGUUGCAGAUUUAAUCCCCAUUUGGCACAGCUACAUAUUCCUGCAUUGCAGGGGGUAGGACUAGAUGAUCCUCAGGGUCCCUUCCAAUGCUACAGUUCUAGGAUUCUAGGAAAUUCUGUGUGUGUUGACAUAUGUGUGUGUGUUGAGGAUUGUCUUGAAAGUGUCAAAACUGUACUUUCACUUAUGGAGGAAAACGUAACUUGCUGUGGUGUUCUAGGUUUCUGUUAAAAUUUGGCAUGCUUGUGUAUCCAUGUAGUUUGGGAGAUGGAUGCAGAUUGAAAGCCAAGCGUUUUUCUUUUAUAUAUAUUUAUGUACUUACUUGUGGUAGAAUGCAGCUUGCCAUAGAUGACCUGCUUAAUUCAUGUUGUGUCUGCCUGUGGUUUGGUGUAUGCAAACUUUUCUUCCACGACAUCCUAAUAUCUUUCCAGCUGCUGGAAACUGCAUUUAGGAGCUAAAUACUUCUGAACAAAGAGCUGACUUUUGAGUCUGACCUCACCUGAACCUAUGGUGUACAUGCUUCCAAUUAUUGUACAUUCUUCUCCAAAUCAGUUGUUUAGCCAGGCCAUGUCUUCUCAGGUAUACUGCCACCUCAUGACUAUGCAAGUUUACUUAGAAAUAUUCAGUGGGUUUUACUCCAAGGAAGUGCAUACCAUUGCAGUCGAAACUAAUUCAAUUAUUGAGGAACCAGGAAUGUUCAUCCUGUUCUGCAGUAAACUAUAAUAUAGAUCAGCCCUUGGAAAUGUGAAUAGGAUCUUAGAUUAAGCUUCAUGUAAUUUGUUAAUCAGAUGACACACAGAGAGAUUGCUGAGUGUCAUCAGCAUAUUGAAAGUACUGGCACCGGCAUAUGUCAUCAGCAUAUUGAAAGUACUGGCACCGAAGCCAUAAAAAUAUUUCAUUUUUAAGGCUCCUUGCAUCAUGUGGCCACAUGAAUUUAAAUCACAUUCAAGCAAUUCCACAUGCAUAACACCUUCAUGGGUUUUCUUCAAAUUUUAGUUUCUAUUUGUGUACCUGUGGCCUGUCAAAAACUGUCUUGUGAGACAUGGUGGGCCCAGUUAGUGCUGAUGAGGCGGCACUUCCCCACUUCUGCCAUAUAAGGUCUUUCUUAAAGGUAAAGGGACCCCUGACCGUUAGGGCAAGUCGCAGACGACAUGGGGGUUGUGGUGCUCAUCUUGCUUUACUGGCGUAUAGCUUCCGGGUCAUGUGGCCAACAUGACUAAGCCGCUUCUGGCGAAACCAGAGCAGCGCAUGGAAACACUGUUUACCUUCCCGCUGGAGCGGUACCUAUUUAUCUACUUGCACUUUGAUGUGAUUUCUAACUGCUAGGUUGGCAGGAGCUGGGACCAAGCAACAGGAGCUCACCCCAUCGCAGGGAUUCGAACCACCAACCUUCCGAUCGGCAAGCCCUAGGCUCAGUGGUUGAGACCACAGCGCCACCCGCGUCCCUCAGGGCCUUUAUUGUGGGUCAGUACCAUGGCAGUUUGUUGGGUUAGCACCCACAGCCCUAUUGAUGUCUAUUCAGAAGUAUGUCAAUAGGGCUUACUCCCAGAAUUUCAACUUAAGUAUGGGAAUAUAGGAUCUUGUACACUGGACAACUUUGUCUUCUCUUUUUCCAGUUUUGUUCCUUUCUGCUUCACUGCCUUGCUUCAACUCCACCCUCACAAAAAUGAAAGUGGUAAAUAAACGAAAUACUCAUGACUAAUAGGGAAAAGUAUGGUCAGAUAAUGAGUGGCCAGAUGAGAGCAGUUUAUUUUCAUCAGGUGAGAAUGAACAGACUAUCUUUUGUAGGUAAAUUACAAUGUGAAUUGGGACUUCCCUCUCACUCCACAUUCUAUUUGAGGCAAAUUCUUGUGAGAACAUCUGAUGUCUGCAAGUUCAACCUUUCCAAAUCUGUUGCUCUCCAGAUGUUCUCUACCACUCCCUGACCAGUGGACACACUGGGGCUGAUGGGAGCUGGAGACCAACAACAUCUGGAGUGAAAUAAUAAUUCAGUAGGUGUUGUUCUGUCAAGUUAAAAUAUAAAUGCAGUUUCUGGUUUUGUGCUUUGAAAUCUUUUAACACACUAUAGUAGAUUGUAUUAAUAUUAUAAUCACACAUAAAGGGUACAAUAUAUUUGAUUUGAAGCGCCUGGUACCCAAGUGUUUCUUUCAGGAUGGGAAGUGUAUUUCUGGAAGCGUUUUGGGAGGAGAGUUCUUCCUCUUUACGUGGUUUAUUUACUUUGAAAGUGCUUACAGCCCUAAUUUGCAAGUAUCUUUUGGUAUGCUUUCUUCCUUCUGCUCAAAUGCAGAUUUGUGUGUGCAUUUCCUAAGAAAACAAAAAGAAAUAGACUGCUGUUUCUUUAAGGCAACAAUUAAAUAGGGAGGGGUGAGGGUAAUGUUUUGACUGCUGGCAUUUGUGGCCUCUUGGCAGUGUUUCAUAUUCCUUUCGCUUGCGUAAGAGGUGGACCGUCUCUACUGUAGCUACUGUUGCCAUGGAGAGAUAGCGGGGGAGGAUUCCUAGGAUCCCUAAGCCUGUGAGAGAUUACGUCUUAGAAUUGCUCUCCGAAUAUAGCAUGAGAUGUGGCAGGGCAAUUCAGGUGUAUUAUGGCACUGAUAAUGGGGAAUGACCUGUCAGCUGUUGGGUAAUGUGACUGUUCAAAUGCUCUAUUGUAAUAGAAUAUGGGGAAAGGAAUAAAGGCUUGCAUAUGAGUUAGUUUCAAAAGGGAGAGGAUUAUGAAUUGUUGUGUUGGUGGGUGUCUCUUAAACAAUGUUGCAUUCCUUGGGUAAAAUGGAGAAGUUUGCAAUAUUGUGGUGGGUAUAAGGAAAAGGAGAACACACCUAUGUCGCCUCUAUCUUGUACUUGUUAUAGAUUUGGUUGUCACAUGGUCAAACUUUAAAAUCUGCAGAUUUUACGAUGAUAGUUUAAUUGUUUUCAGUCUGGUAAGAGGCUACAUUUGGUAAUUGCCUAUAGUGAAAGUUUUAUGCUGUAAUAUAAGUGCACGUAACCCGAAAUAAAUCUCUAUUUAUGUGGAGGCUGUUAGUAAACACUAUCUCAGUGCAGCAAAUGUUGUGCCAGUCCAAGAGCUAGUCAUUGAGGGAUUUGUAGCAUGAAUGGAAGAAGGAACAGAGGAAGGCUUUGUCUGCUUUGGUAAGUUUUUCUGGUCAUUUUUUGAAUUCUUCAGUCAUAUACUUGGGCUCUGGCUGGGCAUUAGAACAAGAAUAGCUGUUGCUAAUCAGAUCUUUUUAAAGCUCUGAGUUCACCAGUCGUGAGUAAAUUCUUGCCUUCAAAAUUAUUAUGAGUCUGGAGGAAUUAUUUCCCUGUAACCUUUUUCUCCAGUAGCUAUCUCUUGAAAUAGUAACAGUAGAAACAACAACAGAACCAUGGCCUUAUGUAUCUAAAAUUAGUUAGGAAUGUUUUUCAAUUGUUUUGAUGUUAAUCAAAAUCAGUUCUUCAUAUCUUGUGGCUUGGGCAUUCCUGGGUAUAACCUGUGAAGCAUAUGACAAAUUCAUACCACUUUCAUUUGCUAUAUAAGUGAAUGCAAAACACUAAAUUAAUCCUAUAGCAAUCAGAUGAAAAAUGGUAUGGAAUGGUGGCAAUCGGAUGAAAAAAGGUAUGGAGUGGUGGGCAAUAAUCUUGAGAGCACAUUUUACUGUACAUUAGUUAUAACCUUGUUGUUGCUGUUGGUGACAAUUAAUUGCCCGAUCUUUUCCCAGUGUGAUUGAAACUGCAGGUUAAGCAUAUUAGCUUUGAAAGACAGUUUAUCCUGGAUAUAGAAAGCUUUUGCUUUCCUUACUACAAAUAUUGAGAUAUAUUGUAGACAGCGCAGGUGUGAUUUUGUGAAAUGCAUAGUGGAGAUUAAUCCACUGUCUAUAUAUAAACAGUCACUAGUAGGACUUCAUUGUACUAAAAUUUUUUGAAAUAGUAUCAUGCUGCUUGCUGACGAAACCUUCCAGUGCUCCAUGUCAAAAGUGUUAUUUGAAUUUGUGCAGUGUGUAUAUGUAAUAUAUAGCGAGGGAGAGUAACAAGUGUAGACUUCUGAAAUUCUCUCGGUAAAAUAGGUGGUAUUUAUAGCUGGAAAGAAGAUGAAUAAGAAUCUAACAAUAAAUAAACAAUAAAUAAAUGUUCAAAGUUGCUUUACUUUUUGCCCAGCCACUCCAGACAUAUUGAAGAUCUUAAUAGACAAUACUUCUAAAAGGAUGAAAUAAAUGUUGACAAAGGUGCAUGAAUCUUAGCAAGAAGGUGGCUCACAAACUCUUGGAUUUAUUGCAGUAGUGUUAUGCAAUAUUUCAUGAUCUAGGUAGUAUGGAAGAGAAGAGAAGGAACAGUUUGGUUCUGGUGGAAUGAUACAGUAAAGAGACUGAGAUUAUUAAUAGAUAAUUGUAUUAAAAGCAGAAUGUAUGCUUUUACUUGUCAUUCAACAAGUUACUUAAGUAACAAUCAGAUUUAUCUCUUCUGCAGAUACUUCUUCAAGUAUAAAACUAGUAUUAGGAAUAUUACCAUUUUAAAUACUGUGGGGGUUGGUGCUUGGUGGUGUAAUUCUUUCCAGCUAUUUAAAGGUUAAUAUCCAACUGUUCUGCUUCAGUGAUGUGAUGGGGGAUAUUGUGCUGUAGUUAUAUGAAACAUAGCACCACUUUAUUUUUAUUGACUAGCUCCUUUUUUACAGCUCCAGUUUGUCUGUUUUAUAUUGUUACCUUUGGAAGAUUAAGUUUUAAAUAUAACAUUUUCCAAAGCCAGGAUACUCUACUACAACGCUUGUUAAGGACACACGGUUCUCUGAUAUUAGCUUUUCUUGGAAUACAUCUCUUGUUAAGUAUUUUUGACUGAAUAUUAGCUAGGGUUAUGGGAGUUAUUUGGCAAAUGGAUCAAAAUCAAGAUUGUGUUACUUGACCUUAAAAUUAUUUUUGGCUGCAGCAGGCCUAUGCAGCUGAAAGCAAAGAAUGAAUUGUUUGUUUGACAGUGACCUUUGACAGUGUAGGAUUUCAGUAAAUACUUCCUGUGGAAAGGAAGCAAUGCAUGACACAUCUCCUGAUUUAGUUCCAAAGUUCCUCUGAAGCUUAAUGGAUUUGUAGAAGGCCCUUGUCCAUGUUAUAUAUUUGAAGGGGUAGUUCUGCAGAUCUAAUUGAGAUUGAGUAGCAAAUAGUAAAUUGUGAAUUCUGGCAUUCUAGCAGAAUGUAUUAGAACUUCAUCUUAAUUAAAAAACAACAACAAAUUGUACCUAGACUACAUGAUGACCUAAUGAAAAACAAAUAAUUACAGAGAAUUUAUUUGCUAUAGUUUAGAAACAAAAAGUGCCUGGUUAGUGUUCCAUACAAAUAUUGUCAUCCUGCCAUUCUCUAGGCCAUUUUAAAGAAGCUAGAAAUCCAGUGAAUGAGUUGGAGGAGAAGAGUGAAAAAAAUUGUAUGAUGUAAAAGUAAUGAAAAGACUUAGACAUAUGUUGUAAUAAACUGGGUUUUUUAAGCCCAAUAUGUACUGUUACAGAUAAAGUUGGCAUCUUCUUUGGCCAUGGUUUGGCUUUAGCUGUGAACAUAUACAAAAAGUCUAAUAUGAAAUAUAUAUUGCUUAUGCAAAUUAACAUUGCUGAUUAUAUAGAUACACUGCUAAUGAAGUGACAGUAAAAACAACAACAACCCACUCAUCAUAAACUGUUAAAUAGAGGCAGGCAUCCUGUUCUGUUCAGCUUAGCAAUCAGUUUGGGCUUUGUUGCCCUUCGUAUUUUUAUUCUGUUGCCAUUUGUUUUGUUCAGCUAAAGCUUAAAUUUCAAUGGUAACACUUAUAAGUUGCAUUAGAAAGAUUACUACUUGGUAAUCUGGAAAUCAAAUAGAAAAUUGCAUUUCCUUGAGGUCUUCCACUCAGGUUUGGGCCAGACCAUAAAAAUGCCCAUCAAGAGUUGGAAGUUAUGGGCACCUUCAAUCUACUCUCAUAGCCAGCUGUUUUCCACUCUAUUGUCACAUUUCAUAUACUGGACUACCAAUUACUUUUAACUCCUUUUGUAACCAUGAAUGUUAAAUUUGGUCAUUCUGUACCUACAUUUUCAUCAGUUACAGGGGGAAAGAACCUUUUCAGGAGAUUAGGAUGCAACCCCCACAUUUUGCAGAUGUCUUCCUGAAGAAGAGCUCCUAGUCAAUCAUAUUAUCAAAGUCCACAGGACAACUAAUAGCUUCUGCUGGCAAAUUGUGCAGGUACUAUGGUGACAGAGAAGGAGGAUUUCUUUGCCUCCAUUGCAACCACAGGGUAAGCCCUAAGGUUACCUAUAUUAUCCAAUUUACCUAUAUAGAGGUAUUACCUAUAUACCUCUAACCUAUAUUAUCCAAUAAUUCCUGUUUCAUUUGUUAGGAAUGUUUUUAGUUUUAGUUCUAUGUUUGAUAAGUACCUUGAGUUUAAUUUUUUUAAAUAGAAAGGUAGGAUAUAAACGUCAAAGUGCAUGUUUUCUCAGGAGAGCCUUUUCACUAGUGGAUGAAUGAUACUCCUGUCACUAGCAUCUUGCCUAAAAGAUCACCUCAUCCCUUACACACACAACUGAUUGCUGCCUUGUGCAAGAGAGGGCAUUCUGCAAAUACCAUCCUAUUCAGGAGGUCUAUUCCGUGUGAUGUCGGAAUCAGGCCCUUAGUGUGGCAGCAGCUAUCCUUUGGAAACACGCCCCCCCCCCCCCCCCGUAAUGCAUAUUACACAUGCAUUUUUAUUGCCUUUUCAGCACAUGCUAAAAGUAUUCUUCAUUCAACAAACCUCUUAAAAUCCUUAUCCCAACUGGGAUUUGAAUUGAUUUUAAGCGUGUGCUGUUGUUGUUUCAAAGUCUAUUUAUAAAUGCAAUUGUUUUAACUGUUUUUAUAUUUGUAACUAUUUUAUUUAUAUUACUACAUUUUCAAUCACUUUGAGACACUGUUCAAAAUUGCCAGGUACCAGACACAUUUUGCACGUGGCUAUUGGCCACUUGUGACCAAGUGAAGAUUCCCGGGUGCCAGGAUGGCACCUGACAUUUCCACCAUCUGGAGGUGCAUGCCUGGGGAUCCUUGACUCUUUCCUGUUUUCACACACUAACAACACAUCAUUUAGAAUCUUAUCAGGGAUAUUUCAGUUGUAUUGAAAAAUACAACUUUUGAGCCAGCUGGCCUCAAAAUGGCAACUAGACAUUCCAUUUGGUGAUUGUUACCCUAUUAUUUAUGAUUUAUUUGUUUAUUAAAUUUAUAUGCCACCCUUCAUCCAUAGAUCUCAGGAUGGUUCCCAACAUAAAAACACAAAAUACAUAAUAAAAACAAGAACAAACACACACACACACAAAUAACCCCCCUAUCCCUUCCCACAAACACAUUUAAAAGGGCAUGGGAACCUAAUCAGCCAAAGGGAGUGCCUAGGGAGUGACUACAUCUUGGCCUUCUAGAAGCACGGGUAAUUCAGUGGCAACUGCAACAGAAUAUUACCUUUUCCACCCCUGGAAUUAAAUGCAGUGCCAACACGAUUCCUUCUCUUUCCUAUUUCUGCCAAUGGUAAAAGACAAUCUGUACUUUUGAGUACAGAAAUUGCAUGGUACAGUCCUUGGGAGACUCACUACCACUUUGGAAUUCUUGAGCAAUUUCCCAUUUGAAAAGACUCCCUUACACACACUGGGCUUCGUAGGGAGAAGAUUUCUAGCAUGGCAUUCUCCAUGACAUAUUAAAACAACAAAGGCUUGUGGCGUGUUGAACACAAAUAGAUUGUGGCAAAAGGUUUUGUGCACUAGAAUCCCCUUCUUCAUACACUUUGUGCACUCCCAUCAGAUGCAUGGAAGUGUUACCAUUUUGUAUGUACAUAUAGAAAAGAACAUUGGUAUUGAGAAAGAAAUGGCAAAGUAGCAACAACAACAACAACAAAAAAAGCAAAAAAGAGCCUGUGACAAUUUUAGGUUUAUCUUGCGUUGUCCUGGACUAUACUACUUGCCAUUCAUGCUUUUGAGCCCCACUUUUGCCUGUACAUGUGUAAAUAAAAUCACCCAUUCUAAGAAACAACUCUAGCAGGCUUGACAUUUUUUAAAGCAUGUCAGACAACAUCAGUGAUGAUGUCACAUGCAUUAUCCCAAAGUGUUCAUAAGACUUAGUAGACGAUAUUCCACAUUUCUAUUUUUGGGUGUAAAGAAGCAUAACACUGCUGGCAUUUUUUAAAAAAAAGUUUACAUUCCUUCCCUUUUUCCUCAGGCUCACUGUGAUCAGGGUUAGAGCAGCUUCAGAAACUUGGUGGCUCAGCCACCUGUGUCAAAGUUUUUUAUAUUUAUUGUUCCAUUAUAAAUAUAUGCUUGUGUAUGUGUGAACACGUUUGGAGUUCUGAUAUCUGUUCAUGAUGCCAGAGCUCAUCAGCCCCUGGAAAGGAGAAACCUUGAAGCCAUGGAUGGAGGAGCUGCGGAGGCUGUGGUAAUGCUUAUGGUGGUAGUUAGAGCUAGAGAUGCUUUCAGUAGAGGGAUAAUGUACUUGCAUCCAUGAUUCUGCUAGAGCUAGUACACAUACAUUCAUGGUGUGCUCAUGUAACAGCUGCUGCUAAGUAACUUACUGCUUUAGUGAGACUCUUAUGGAAAUGGGUUUAGGAACAAGAGUGUUCUUCCUAGGAAUAACCUCUCCUUUGUAGCAUAUUGGGGUUUUAGUAUAGGUCCAAUGUUUUGUUCAGCUUGCUGGCCAUCAUGUCAAAUGUAACCAUCAAGAACUUGGCUCCCAGUACGUUUACGAGCACAAUUCAAAGUGUUGAUGCUGACCUUUAAAGCCCUAAACAGCCUGAAGGAGCGUUUCCACCCCCAUUAUUCAGCCUGAGGUCCAGCUCCGAGGGUCUUCUGACAGUUCCCUCACUGCAAGAAGUGAGGUUACAGGUAACCAGGCAGAGGGCCUUCUCGAUGGUGGCGCCUGCCCUGUGGAAUGCCCUCCCAUCAGAUUUCAAAGAAAUAAACAACUGUCUGUCUUUUAGAAGACAUCUGAAGGCAGCCCUGUUUGGGAAGUUUUUAAUGUUUGAUAUUUUAUCGCCUUUUAAUUCUGUUGGGAGCCAUCCAGAGUGGCUGGGGAAACCCAGCCAGAUGGGCGGGGUAUGUAUGGAUGGAUGGAUGGAUGGAUGGAUGAAUAAAUAAAUAAAUAAUUAGAACUGCAGCAGUAUUCGUAACAAAAUCAAACUACACAUUACAAUGUUUGGGCAUGUAAUCAUUAGCUCAGGCUUCCUCAACCUCGGCCCUCCAGAUGUUUUGAGACUACAAUUCCCGUCAUCACUGACCACUGGUCCUGCUAGCUAGGGAUCAUGGGAGUCGUAGGCCAAAAACAUAUGGAGGGCCUAGGUUGAGGAAGGCUGCAUUAGCUUGAAAGUCUUUUCUCAUUGCAGAGAAAAGUUGGGAUUUUUAAAAAAAAAUCCCUGCCACAUUUUUUUCUCCCAAAUGCUGCCCCUCCCCCAAGUUCUGUACCUAUGUUUGUGAGGUCAGCACCAAUCUGUAGCACUAAUGCCAGGAAUAAGUAGAACCUGGGAAAAUGCCUGACGGGGAGGAGAGUUAAGCACCCCCAUUCUUCUCUGCAAAGAGAAUUUUCUGCACCUGAAACAACCAGUUUUGCCCCAGUACUAUUCCUGUACCAGACUGGGCAAGUUACUUAGUCUCAAAGCAAACUUUGUGCAUUCUGUCUCAAGCAGAUUUAAGCUAAGUUGUGGACAUGACCUGCUUCUGAAUUGGCAUAUGAAUUCUACCAGAUGAGGACUUUAAGAGUUUUCUUGGCAAAGAGAGCUCAGUCGGGUGUAGACUGAUAAUCUCUCCAGAGCACUAGGAAGACAAAAGAAUUGUGUACAAAAAAAUUCUAAUUAAAUGCUCAGUACUAUUAGCUUAUUCACUAUUUUUCAUAUAUUAGGUACAUUAGAGCCUGGUGCUCAUUCUGACCUGUGCAAAGCUGACUCCUAGUGGUAAAUCUAAGGUGGUACAGGUUUCUUUGUUUCUGCAGUCAGGUCUGUUUUGGAUACCAUCUUUAAUUCCUGUAUUGUACACAAAUAUAGCCUUUAAAUCCUAGCUCUUAAGUAAAACAUGCACGUUAUACAUGCAGUUUACAACUUUUUCAAAUACUUCGAUAGGUAUGGGAGAAGUCUUAAUUUAUAAUAACUACACUACACUUGGAUUUAGAUCCAAGUUAUAUUCUGGUUAACGUGAACCAUCUCCUGUUUAGGCUUCAGAGAACAUAUUUUGUUAGUGUGUUAUGUAUGACUGGUGGCGGGGGGAAGCUAAUCUUCUGAUUUUUUUACUAGCACAAUGGUGUAGGAAAUCCUGUUUGGAGAAACAGAAUUAAAACAAGCAUGAAGAAUCCCUAGGCCUGGGGUAGACAAUGUGUUGCCCUCCAGAUAUUAUUGGACUCCAAAGUCUCCUCUGGCCCAGCUAGCAUGGUCAGUUGCAUAUCUAGAAGACACUAUGUUGGCUUUGUGUGCUCUAGACAUUCAAAUACAAAACACAAUAUGCAAAAGGCAUAAUCUAAUGCACCAAAUGCAUUAGUCUUAACAAAUAGAUGAUUGCCAUAGGGUUCUCCCCACCCCACCCCUUACAAUUUGUGCUUAACAAUUUCUGUUCUUUUUGCAAACAUUUGGACCUUUUAAAAAUAUGUUUGAAUUCGUAUUUGCCGGUUAGAAUGAAUGGGGAGAAAAGGAAAGGCUCAUUGUGCAAGGUUUUAAGUAAUUGUGAAGAAUAGAGGGAUAAGGUUUUUUCUGUGGACUCUUGCAUAGACAGGCUUUGGGUGGUACCUAGUCAGCAGGCUCGUUACUAUGGUUAUGUAUUCCCUUGAAUGGGGGAGCACUUGCUGAAAAUAGAGAACCUAUGCAUCUUGACGGUCUGAGAGUUUCAAGAUAUUCUUGAAGCACCAUCUGUUUGAUCCCAUCUGUUUCCCCUCAACCUGUGACAAAUCACUAAAAGUGCAAUUCUAAAUACUCCGUUUAGAUUACAAUUACCAAGCAUCUGAAAAUAUAGGUAGUGGCCAGUGAUGUGAAACCCCUGCAUAUUUGACUAAAGCAAAUAUCAUUAUCAUUGUGGCUAGGGGGUAGCCACAUGACUGUAAUGCUAAGCCAGAAAGCUCCUCCCGAUGGUCUGUUAGUAAUGAGGGUUGGGUGACUAGCAGAUUCAGGCCUGGUUCACACAUAACAACACCAUGGUAAAUGUUAACCGUAGUUAAUAUUAACCAGAGUUAAACCUCAGGUUGUACAUUAAAAACGGCAGCAAGAGCAGUCAAGCCUUGAGAGUGGUUUGAAUUUGCUCUGUAAACCGCCCUGAGACCUCCUGGUUUAGGAUGGUAUAUAAAUUCAAUAAAUAAUAAUAAUCAUUUUUUCCCCACUCUUCCAUCACAGCUUUUGUUGCUUUUGAGUGGUGACAGCUCCUUAGCCAUAGGUAAGGAGGACGUUCUCAAAAUGAUAAGCUGUGGUUAACUGUAACUGAAGUGUAUCAACCAGCAAACCUUGAUUAACAAGCAAGCCUUAACCAUAGCUAAUAAAUCAUAGUUGAUUUGCUGGGCGAGGUUCAUACAUAAUAUUAACCAAUGGUUUAUGUGCAAACCAGACCGCUGACACCUUGCUGGAUUACCAAGAUUAGCAUCAAAUUUUUGUUGGCAUCUGUCUGUCUUGAGAGACGACCAUACCACUGAGGGUGAAGUCAAACCACUGAAGAAUUAUAUCACCUACUGUGGCUGCAGAGACUGGUAACUCAUAACUGCCUUCACCCCUGUGGUUUUUGCUGCGUUUGCAACACCAAAGUGACCUAUCUGGGGUGGACCAAAUGCAGUAAUAACAUUUCUAUGUAUGUUUAUAGUACGAUAGGGAAAUGUACUCAGUGUAAUUCUCCUCCUUCAUAACUUAAUUUGUUACAACUUAUACUCUGCCUUUCUACAAAAACUGUACUUAAGGUGGUUAAUAACUUAACAACAACAAUAAAAUUACAGAUAUUGGCCUGAUGCACCAUCUUCUUUCACUCUGUCCUGUCUUUGGAACAUUUUGGGAUGGAAGAUAUAGAUGUAAAUGUCAUUAAUGGAAACCUUUGCUUGCUUUAUGUGCACACAACUGUUUGUUUAGACUAAUUGAUAGGGCUAUUCUGAAGGGCUCUGGGAAGCUUACACAAAUAUUUACGGUUUUACCCUGGGGGGGGGGGGAGAACACUGAAGUAGUAAAACAUUCCUCUGAAAAGGCUCCAAAAUAGUCAGUGCCCUUUGUAUUUCAUGUACGGAAUAGCUGGCAGAUUCUUGAUUUGGACUAUUUAGCUUUGCCAGGUAGCCACUUUAAUCAUAGUGAAUCUGAUACUUUCCUCUCAGAAAUAUGCUUUCCCCCUAAGAAAUUCCAUAAGUGAGAUUCAUAGAAUUAGGCCUUCUCUUUCCACUUGCUCUAGGUGGACUCUCUGUGAUGCACCGUCAACAUGCAAUUGUCCUCGGUCCUCCUUUCUGCCUAAUUUUGGCAGGGUGGUUUUCCACCCUUCUCACCUGGAGAUGCUAUAGCAAGCCAAGGGCCUGUUGAUUUUUAAAUCAUUUUUGUUUUUUGUACUGAUAAACACACAUGGUAGCUAAAGCCCAGGAAGCAGGCAUCACAAAGGAACUGACUAUGCCUACCAUGCUAUUCUGUAAAGCAUUUGUGAGAUACUGUAUAUUUAUAAUUCUGAUGGUGCCCAAACAUAUGUUUCCACUGAGACAAAUGAAAUUCAAAUUACACGGGUUGCAACUUUUGUUAAUAAAAUGAACCACCUGCUUGUCUGUGCUUUUAGUUCCCACUUGAUGAUUUUGGCAUGUUUAAGCCUGGAUUUUCUCUGGCCUGCUUUUGUGUUCAGCCUACUAUUGGCCUAAACUGGGCUGAUAGACUCUAGCCCCAUUCAUUUGAAUACAGGAGUCCCCCUGUUUUCAUAUGUGAAAGGUUGGAGACUGCUUGGUGUAUGUUCUUGGAUGCUAAUAAAAUUGAACUGAGGGCCAGUUUUCAAGGUAACUUUAAUGUGUGUUAGUAGGAUUGUAAGAUACGUCUGUGCUGUGCACUUGAUUGUUAUCAAGUAGGUUGCAUAAUAUAUAUUCAGAUUAGAAAGCAAAGUUGUCUUCUCUAUAGGGAAAAGGGAAAAGGGAAGCUGUAUGGAUGAAUAUCACAUUUAUAUGGCAUGUUAGUGUUUGAAAAUGAACUCCACCUGAAAGGCCACCCAGUAGCAACUGGGACUAUUUUUUAUGUAAAAUUACGUAUGAAAUAUUUCAAAUCUAGUUUAGUGUGGUGGUUAGAGUCCAGGAUUCAAACACCCCCCCCCUCAGCUGUCAUUUGAGACCAUUCACAGUCUGUCUCUCAGCUUAAUCUGUCUCACAGAGUGGUUGUGAGGAUAAAAUGGGGAGGGGGAGAAUCAUGUAAGCCACCUUGAGCUCCUGAAGGAAAGGUGGGCAAAACAUGUAAUAAUACUGUGAUCGUGGCCAACUGUAACACAGUUUCCCAUGAAACUAUACAGGUACUAAUUAAUUUUCUCCACCAUCAAAAACAUAAUUAAGCCUUCAGAUAGGCUAUUAAUGCAGUUCUUAAAAACAACAUCCUUUUCUCCCUUAGGACAACAUCUUCAAGAAUUAAGGUACCAAAAGUUGAUACUUAAGACCUAGGUGGUAGACAGGUUUUUGCUAUUCAUCUUCUCAGAAGAACCUUUGACAUAAGGCAGAACUUAGAACCCUGAAAAAUUAGAAGAUAAUGAGUUUACCAAUCCAUGUGGGGCCUGAUGAACCUGCUAUCAAUAGGACAGAGAAGGCUUUUGAAUCCAGAAAUCAUGACAGCCUUCUUGCUAAUUGAAUACAAGCUCAACCAGACUCUUGAGUCUCAAAGCACAGAGACAUGAGACCAUCUUAGUAACAGAGGUUGUAUACUUAACAAAAUCAUUAAUAUGCCAGUACACGUGUAGGAAUUUUUCCAUCAUAAAUUGUGCAGAUGCCUGCCUGAUCUCUGUAGGUGCAUUUUGAUACCUUCUGCUCCGUAUAAAAAGUCACAUUGCUUGUUUUUACUUUGCUGGUUUACACAUUUUGCAGGUAGCUUACCUGGCUUUGGAGAGACUACAGUGUCACCAAGAAAUUCAUUCCUGUGGUUUCACAAAUAGGAUUUAUUAUAUAAUUAAAAAUAAGUUAGCAAAUGUAAGCACAGGAAGGAACCCGCACAGAUGUACAUCCUGGUUGUGCAUUCUUAAACACCAAAGAAUCAUUCUUAUUGCUACUGUAAUCAAUGUUAGAACUCCUAUGAGCUCAAGUGGAAUCAUGAUUAUAGGCUGGGAAUCAUCCAGGUAUCAUUAUUCUCAAACACUUGUCAUUUAGGAGAUAGAUUGAUACAUUAUCAUGUGUGGACCCCCCCCCCCUUGAAGUUUUGUGAGUAGUUUAUAUUAUUGAAAUAAUAUUAAAGUAAAUUAUCAAUAAAAAACAUUUGUUGCCACAGUUAAUAUCUUACUGAACUGAAUAUAGUAACAAAUCCUAUUCUGGGAAACAAAUAAGAGUUGCUCUCAGUAAUGAGAAGUAAAGCCAUUAUGUAAUGCUACUUGUGUACUGUAAAUGGAUGUCUUAAUCUAAUGAUUCAACUAGUGACCUUUGCUACCAUGUCGUUUGCCCAAUGGCUGCUUGUCCUCAGAUUUUAAAAAACAAUUAACACAGACACAGUGUCUUUCAGGGAGAUGCUGCAGUUUCCAUUUCUAAACCAAUGAGAAUGAGCAGUGAUUUAUCUUUUUUCUUUUUCGUUAACUUUUUCAUUUUAUUAUAACAGCAGACAGAAAUUAAAAGAUGAGAAACAAAACUAAGAAAUAGGCACGUAGAGUGUGUAGUUGCAUAUGAAGUGCAUGUAAAGAUUAUCAGUUUUAUCAAAUCAUCAAGUCUAGUUCCGCAUUUGCCAGGCUUGUGACGAGGGUUGUCGUCUUGAAAACGAUGAUUCUGCUGUGUGUGUGUCAUAAAGGAAUAAAAAGUGUCUGGAGCGUCUAGUCCUUUUCAAAAUCUCAGAUUAUGCAUGGUUUCCUCCACUAUAGAUUUAUUCCAGAGUACAGUAAGUGGUACCAAGCGUCCAGUGUAAUAUUUUGAGCUGUUUUCCCUUAUGUUGCAAUUACUGUUCUGGUUACCAAGAUCACAUAUAAGACCAGUUCUUUUGACAGCAUAGUUACAUUGGUAUCAUCGUCACUGGCCUAUGUCCCAUGGUCUACUUAGGUUGUUUUUGUUGCUUUAAAUAACUUGUAUAUAUGAGACUAGUUACUUGUUAAAUGUUGCUGUUUAGCUUUCCCAGAAACUGUAGUUUCAUCUGUCAUUGUUUCAACAACAAAAAUGUUACCAAAACAUUUCACAUUUCCGAUUCAGAGUUCAGUCAAGUUUUCGAGUCCACUUUUCUCAAAUUCUCUCUGAAUGAUUAUGCUUAUCAGCAGCAAAUUAGCUCUUAUGUAGGCAGUCCACAUGUUUUCUGGUAUAGAGUUCAUUCAAGGUCACAAGCAGAAAUACGGAACAUAGGAGGGACACAUUUUUCUUUGGCUUCUGUUCUUAACUAUAACAAAUGUUUGUCUAGCAGUACAAAUUAGCAUUUAGAGACUAAUUGUUUUGCUCAUUAGUCUGCUAGUUUGAAAGUGCAGUUCCCAAUACAUCUCUUACCUUUUGUUGCUAAUUGUCAUCCUUACAAUUUGGCAUAGGCGAUAUGGGCACUGGAAGUUGGAAGUACUGUAUGUGUUUUGCUCAUUUACUGUUCCUAUUUACUGCUAGUGUAAUUUGUUCUAUCUGCUGGAAACACAAGGACAGCCUUCACCAACCCGUGUUGGAGAUUGUAGUCCAAAAGAUGUGGAAGGUGCCAGGUUGCCAAAGGUCGUUCUCAAAAAACUUACAAACUCAAAUUUUGAACACUAGCAUCAUGGUGUAUGUAAGGUCUAGAGCUUACAUGGAUAAAAAGGAAGGUGCAAUCCUCUAAAUGGCUACUCAGAAGUAAUUUCAACAGUGCUGACAUUUUAGAGGUUCACCCAGAAACUGAUGUCAGCAAACUGGAAAGCUGUACUGAUGUGCCCCCUGUUGAUUUUCAAUGCUUUCAGCUGAGAUAAAUUGAACUCACAAGCAUAAUAUGGCAAAUCACGAACUAGGCAGCAGACGGUCUGCGAGAAAGACAGAAGACAUACAACAUAAAAACCUCAGCGCAAGUUGACAAAAGGAUCCCGAGAUAAAAUGACACUUACAAAGGCUAUACCAGCACAGCAGCAUCAUUAUUAAGACUUGUGAAGUGAAAUUAUUGCUCUACUGUUGAUAUACUUAUCCUAGAACACAUACAGGUAAAGGGUACCAAAGUGUUGGACAUUAUUCAAAAGAACAGUAAAAGAGCUUUUCCCAGGCCACACCCUGCAUUGGCCUUCCUUCACAAGCCAAGUGAAGUAACCCAUAACCUGGCUAGAAUGAGCUCUGAUAAUGCUUGUUGAUUAUUUGAAUGGAGGAGAGAGAGAGAGAGUGUGUAGAACCUAGCUUGUUGUACAUAUAUAAAAAUUACAUUUGUUGUUCUGCUUGCUGUUCAUGCCUGCCCACCAGCAUGUGGCCCCCAAAAGGUUUCACAGAAGGGACAGUGACCCUCAGACUGAAAUAAUAAUAAUAAUAAUUUAUUUAUUUAUACCCCGCCCAUCUGGCUGGGUUUCUCCAGCCACUCUGGGCGGCUUCCAACAAAACACUAAAAUACAAUAACCACUAAAAUACAAUAAAAAGGUCCCCUACCCCGAACAAUCAAUCAAUCAAUCAAUCAAUCAAUCUUUAUUGCGAUCAAAGACCAGACAGCAAGUUAACAGCAACAGCAACAACAACUUAUGCCACAUCCGCAUGAAGAAGCAGAUGUAAUUAAAAUUCCCCUAUAAACUUAUUUACAUUAAAAACAACACUCCUUCAGCUAAAAUCUGUAUCCCAGUGAUUAAAAUCAGUACUCAUUCGCUGGCCAUCACUGUCACCACAGCCUGUCUUGUCCUUGGUGCUAUAAAACAGAAUUUUGCAACAGGCCUGAUGAUACCUUGUUCUUUAUUAGCAAGAAGGUAUUUAGCAUAAGUUUCCUCUGAGCGGCCAGGUAAUUUCCUUAAUAACAAUAAAAUUAGCUCUCUUUGGGUAUCACAAUACAAUGGCUUCCCCAUACCCUAAUUGUUUUUAAGUGACGACCACUUUGGAAUGGGUUGUGCUCUCGACUGCCAUCAGAAAUCAUUGGUGAUGUAUAAGGAGUUUUGAACAGAUAUGUAAUGCUGUCAUUGUGUCUGCCCUACACACCUGCAGUGAUACUGAAACACAGUGGAUAUCAGUAUUUGAGGUAUGAUUUCCUUUUGCUGGAUUUGAUUAUCCCAAAUUAUAAUCUUCUCUACAGGUUGUGUGUCUGUUUUUACUCUUCAUAAAACUUUUUAAUUGUUAAAUCCAAAUCUUCAACAGUCUUUUCCCCACUACCGCAAUCUACCACAAUCUAAAAUAAUAAAAAUUAUAUGUGUCAACAUACUGUGGAAAUGAGAUUAUAACACUCACAUAUACAGCAAAAGUGCCUGGUCUUGAAUCAAAUCCCAGCUCAGACAGGGAUUUUGUAGAUGACCUUGAACAAGUCUUCUUUGGUCUCUGUAAGGUGAUAUGAAAAGGAUAGCAACCUGUCUCUGUGGUUGUCAUGGGGAUGAGUUAGAACAGGGACUGUAAGGCAACUAGAAAAUCAAAUAAUAAGGAAUAAUAAAGUUUCCUCAGAAGUGUUCACUGAACUAUUUAGAUACCCCAUGGCUUGGAUCAAAAGAAAGCUUCUGUCACUUUAUUGUAAUAGGAAAGAGGGCACUUUAAAACUAAAUAUUUUCGCAAGGAGUGCUGAAAAGUCACUGAGAAAGGGAGCCCUUUGGGGACAGAAGCACUUAGAAAACAUACACAACAAAUAAUGGUAGCCAUUUAUUUAUGUAUGUAUAUUUAAUUAUUUACAGUAGAAUGGACUCCCUUGGGAGGUUGUGGACUCUCCUUCAUUGGAGGUUUUUAAGCAGAGGUUGGAAGGCCAUCACUCAUGGAUGCUUUGGUUGAGAUUCCUGCAUUGCAGGGGGUUGGGCUAGAUGACCCUUGGAGUCCCUCCCAACUCUACAGUUCUAUGAUACUAUUAUUUCUAACCCACUUUUCAUCAUAUCUGUUCUCUGCCAUAAUCAGAACCAGGAAAGAGACAGUUAAUAUUCAGUGAACACAGAUGGGUCAGAAUAUUACUUUCUUAUUAAAUGAGGUUCUGGAUCAAGCCAGAAAGUGCUUACAAUGCGGCUGAUACCAUAACCUGAAGUGGGAUGCUGUGCCAGCGUGAAGGUUUAGAUCAGUAUGUUAAUAUAUUGAGGUCACUCCAGGCAAUACCAGAACAAAUGUGAUUGAGGCAUCAUAAGUAUACUAGCGUUUACUGAUCUUUUCCAAGUAAAUUUACAGGGACUUCUUUGAGGAGUUUCUCGCUGUUUUGUUCAGAAAAAGAGGCAUUGAUUUAAACCUUAUGUUCAUUUAGAUUUUCAAAGAUGUGCAGAAGAGAACUUUUAAAGUUUUUCUCCUUUUCCCUACUGUUUAUAUCUUACUUGGAAUUUUGACAUCUGGUAACAUUUUCCUGUAGAAUCCAGAUGUAAGGAACCUUAACUUCUGACACCUCUUAUUUUCAGGACUAAGACUUUGAAGAUUUUACUCCAGUAGUUUAAGUAUCAGUGAUUGAAAUCCCAAACUGCUUGAACCCUACAUAUAUUUGUAACCACCUAUUUUCCUUUGUCACAUUCUGAUCUUUUACAUCCUCUGAAAGCACCGCAUAAUCCCACCCACAUUAUGUAUUUGAAUAGCAUCAGUCUUUGUGAUUAUUCCUUAACGUGAAACUCCUGCCUUCUGGAUUUUUAUUACAGCCUGAGUAUUUUCAUGGAUACAUUAUUAAGCCCUAUUUCUUCAGACAUACACUUGUAGCCAGAAGCAUAGCCACUAAUGGGCUGCACUAAUUGACAUUAAUAUUAAUGUAGUUUUAAAUGGGCUGCAUGGCCCAAGCUUUCGGAGUAGGAUGGUUUUCCCUAAGAACAUAAGAGCACUGCUAGAUAAGAUCAAAGCCCUAUCUAGUCCAGCAUUCUCUUCUCACAGGAAGCCCAUAGGCAGGUUGUUUGCACGAUAACCCUCUCCUCCUCAUGUUUCACAGCCGCUGGAAUUCAGAUGCAUACUGCUUCUGACACUGGAAGUAACAUAUAGUCAUCAUGACUAGUAGCCACCAUGAGCUCGUCUUAGUUCCCUUUUAAAGCCAUCCAAGUUGGUACACAUCACAACACCUUGUGGGAGGAAAUCCCAUAGUUUGACUAUGUGUUGUGUGAAGAAGUACUAUGCACUUUGAGAUAUGGAAAAGCAUACCCCUGUCUAGAAAUGUGAAGGCCUGGAAAAGAAUCCAAAAAAUUGGGGGUGGAUAGAUGGCAAACCAAUUUUCCUGGUUUGUUUAUGGGCCUUCACAUUUAUGUACUUACCUGCUUUUUCCACAAUACCCCCCACUUACCAUUUUGUCUAUGCUUUUGUCUCUCCAGACUCCUUUGCCCCGGGGGGGGGGGGCGGAGAUCAAGAUAGAAAUGUAAUAAAAAUAAAUGAUAAAAAUAAUAAGCUAAAAAGCCCCAAGCCUUGUAAACUUUCCUCAUUGGGUAGUUGUUCCAGUUCAUCCAUCAUUUUGGUUGCCUUCCUUACACCUCCAACGAACACUGUUCGCAUUGUAUAUGAGGAUGGGCAAACUUCAAUAAUGUUAAAAAGAGGGUGGUGGGUUUUUUGGUGGGUUUUUUACAAGUGUUUAUUCAACAAAGUGAGGGGAAGAAAUUAAAACCAUUUGUGAUCAAAGUAUGUUUCCUCCUCUUCUGAUUUACUUUUUGUUUUCAUUAGACAAAAUUGAAGAAGCACAAAAAGAACUUAAUGAAACAGAAGACUCACAGAAAGGUAAAACACACCACUGUUUCUCUUCCUGCAGCCUUUCUCCAGCAAUCCCAUAAUAAUAAUAAUGAUAAGCAAAUAAUACUAAUAAUGAAAGACCAUCAUCAGCUCACAUUGCAGAUACAGUGGCCAGCCAUUCCUGACCACUGGACAUGUUGGCUGCAGCUGAUGGGAAUGUGAGUCCAACAACACCUAAAGGGCACCAUGUUGACUAGCCCAGUCCAACCUCCUGUUCCCCACAGUAGCCAAUCAGAUGCCUUCCUUGUUCUUGUCCACCAGAAAUUGUUCAGGAGCAGAAGGUCUAAGAAGAUGGGGAUUUCACUUAGCUAUAAUGACUAAUAACUAACUGUGAUAGUUUUAUCUUCCCUAAAUUUUAAGCAGCUGUUGAUGGUGCAAUCUUAUUACCUUAUCCUCAAAGUAUUCUUGCUAAAUGGACUGAAAGAACUUAGUUUCAUAAUCAUUAAAGUUCUCUCCAUAUGUGCGUCAUUUUGAACUUGCUUGGAAUACUUUUAGCUGCUUGGAAUAUGUUGAUAUUGUUACUACCAUGUUCCUUACUGAUUAUUUUGUAUUUCCAUCAUCAGCAUCCACCAGUCUUGAAAACUUGGGCAUUGAUUUGGAAUUUAAAUUUUGACCAUUUUCAUUCAAGUUUCCUAAAAACCUGUUACUGGUAAAUGAUCGUCAUGGAAUUUUUUGCGGAGCUCUGAAAGGGAAGGAAGCUAAGGCCUCCAUCCUGAGGUCUCUGCGUAAGGUUAUUAGUGUUGAAUUGUAUACAUGUCUCUUUAAAAACACACAUACACCCAGAUAAACCCUUUUGAGGCAGCUGCCAGAAAGGGCUCAAUCUACAGCUUUGGGACUUUUAAAUUUAAGACACACAUUCUCCCCUGAUUCCAAACAUCUUGUAAGGGCCAGCAUAUAUUGAAUACUUGGUUAUAUGUCCCAGAGCACAAAAAGUGAAAUCAGCCCUUAGUUUAUGGUCUUUCACAUUGCAAAUUAUUACCAGGUUUAAACACAAAACCUGCUCUCUGUAUCUGACACUGGAUUGCCUGGCUCUCAUUGACACGGGUUGCAUAAGGAAGUUCAAUGUGAUUUGCCAGCAGCAUCCAAGCCUUGCCUCCAAAUACAGUGGUGCCCCGCAAGACGAAUGCCUCGCAAGACGGAAAAACCGCUAGACGAAAGGGUUUUCCGUUUUGAAGUUGCUUCGCAGGACGAAUUCCCCUAUGGGCUUGCUUCGCAAGACGAAAAUAUCUUGCGAGUCUAGAGAUUUUUUUCGCUUUUCCCCCUUUAUCUAAUCUGCUAAGCCUUUAAUAGCCUUUAAUAGCCUUUUAGCAGCUAAUCCCCUAAGCCUUUAAGCCUUUAAUAGCCGCUAAACCGCUAAUAGCGCUAAUAGCGCUAAUCCGUCAAUGGGCUUGCUUCGCAAGACGAAAAAACCGCUAGACGAAGACUCUCGCGGAACGGAUUAAUUUCGUCUUGCGAGGCACCACUGUACAUAUAACUUACAGCAUUUUGUUAGUACUGAAUAAAAAUCCAUCGCCUAGAAUAACUUAUAUUAUUAUGCACUUUUAGUAGGGCACAACUUACAUAAGCCUUAGCUACUUCUACAUACAGCAAUACCUUUAUUUUAGUGCCACAUUGACAGUGAUGGCCCAAUAAAGAUAACUAAUACUUUAAAGGGUAUCUAGGUAAUCAAAGCCUUUAUUUUAUACAUCACUAGGUUUCUCCAAGCAUGAAUAUGUACUGUUGUCCAUUUCUGCUAACCCAGAUCAUAGCUUAAUUUUAAAAGCAAAAUAAAUUCUUGAAAGGUAUCAAGUUUCCCCAAUGUAACUAGGCUACAGCAAGCUGGUUGUUCCUUCUGUCUCAGUCAGGUUUCAUUCAUCCUAUUCUGUUUCUUGUUGGGGGAAUCUGUAUAUUGCUGCCCCACUUCAGUCUGUCCUCAUUCCUUUGAUUGCUCAACUUUACAUGUUUUCUAGGCUGAAACAUAUUGUGCCUGAGGAAGAAGCAUUGGGUUGUCCACAGUUGUAUUCACUGUGGCCAUGUCUUCCUGCAACUUGUUUGAUAUCCAAUCCCAGCUGCCUUUCCCCCAUCUAAAUUCAGUGUCUUAGUCAUUUCCAUACCAUUGACUUAGGAUUCUAAUUCAAGAUCAUUGCUCUUAAAUUCUUCUCUGAAUGGAGAAGUUAAUUUCUGCUGAUGAUUUGUGAAGAAAACAUAACAUUUGUAAGUGCAUAUGCUUUAAAUCUCUCACUGCUGAAAUCUACUCAGUAAAUCAGUAACGGGUGCCAGACCCAGCAGAGCUGGGAUUGUUUUGACAAUAGAGAAGAAAACACACUGAGUGUGCUUAAUUUAGCACUUAAUCUUUCAAAGCUAUUCUGACAAUUCUGUCUUAAAUAUGAAGAAAGAAUACAUGAAUGCAUUGAUUUUUGCUGAGUACAACAACGUCUCAACAAAAGAAACUCUUCCAUUCAAAUGUUUUCAAGUGAAUCUUUUAAAGGUCUAGAGGCCAGAAGUAUGAAUGCCUUUUAGAUAUUUGCCUUCCCCACCUGACUCAAAUGAAGACUUGGUUGCAGAAUUAUGUUUUGUAUUCUCUUAGAAAUGGAGAACAUGUGGCCUUCCAAAUAUAGUUGAACACCAGCUCCCAGCAGUCACAGCCAUCAAGGAUGGUGGGAGUCCAGCAACACUGGAGAACCACUGGUUCCCCAUCUCUGCCGUAGUAUUUCUUGUUGACGAAGUAUUCCAUUUGAAUAGAGCAGCUUAGAAACAGUCCCAUGUGCUGAAGGUGGGCCCAUUAAGGCUGGACAAUAACUGGUUUUCAACAUCACAAUAUUUCACCAGUUAAUCAUUGUGAUAUAUCAAUAUAUCAUGAUGCCUGAAAUAAGGAUGGAACUGUGUAGAGGUGAACGGUUUUCAACAUUACGAUAUAUCACCAGCUGAACUUUGUGAUAUAUAACAAUGUCCAAAAUAAGGAUGGAGCUAUGUAAAGGCAUUAGCUGGUUUCACGGUUUUUCACACCCACACCCACACACUUCAGGAUUCACAAUAUAUUGACAGGUCAAAAAUUAUGAAACCAAUAUCACAAUAUGGACUUCAAACCGUUUUUUGAACAACCUUAUCAAUAUAUCACCAGCCCUAGGGCCUGUAUAAUAGAUUUUGGAGGGGACCAAGGACCAGAGUGUCCAAACUGUGAACUAGUAUCUAUGUUAUCCACUCAAGAUAGACCCACUGAAAUCAAUAAAGUUAAUCGUGAGCGAAAAGCAUUGGUUUUAAUGGAGUUACUCUUGAGCACACCCAGAGACAAGAUGAGGAGGGAACAUUGUUGGACCAAGAUUCAUCCUAAUGAAUUUCAUUCAUAUUUAAUGCAGUUAACUGAGCAAAUGGUUUGUAUAGUGGUAAUGAAAACAUGAUGAAAAUGGAAUAUAAUUAAUAUGUACAAGAACUGAAAUAAGUUUGGGAGGGGUCUCUGAAGCAAAUUCUGUAAAUUAAGAAUGUACUUAAAACUAGUGUGGUUCAGUGAAAUGCUGUAUUAAAUUCAAACUCGGCUCAGACUCACGAACUUUAGGUGCUCUCGAGCAAAUUACUAUCUUCUGCCUCAGUUCCUAUAUUGCUAAAUGGAAUGGCAUUAAAUAGGUAACAAGGUGUGGGUAAAGAUUGGGUAACAUUUAAUAUGUUGAAAGUACUAUGUAAAUGAUGCUGAUAAUAUUUGCAGAAUCACUAUUUGACUUUUAUUUCUUUGUGUUUGACAGAAAUCUCCAAGGCUGUUACAAGAGGGAGCACGGACACAGUUAAAGGUGUGAAACGUAAAAAGAUUGUAACUGAGAAUCACCUGACGAAAAUACCAAAAUCGCCUUUGAGAACUCCAGCUCGGGCAAAGCCUAAAGAAAAAGUAGAAGAGCCUUCUUCAUUGUCUAACAUCCUUCCUGAUACUUCAGAGCUCCUAAAAGAAGUGCACAGUUUGGCAACGCAGAAUGGGAAACAAAACAAACAAAAUGAGGGGGUGCUUAGCAGUGAGGUAGCUAUUAAAACGUCCAAAUCUGAGACUUCGGUGCACCCCAAAUUGUCUCUGUUACCUCAAUCCUUGGACUUGAAUAAAUGGCCAGUAGAAGACCACAGUUCAUCCCAGUUAAACUUACCGGUGAAGAAGGGUUCCACUAGCUCAAGCGCAGCCAAGGCUGACAAUAAUGAAUGUAUUACUUUUGUUGAUUGUAGUCAUUCAUCCUCAUGUACAAAUACUGCAUUCGAUGUCUUACUGAAAGCUAUGGAGCCUGAGCUGAACACCUUAGCACAAGAGUGCCCUUUCAGUGGGAUGCAAAUAGAAAAACUGAGACCAAAUAAAACUGCAAGCGCCUCUUCUUGUCUCACAUCCAAUACACUGAGUGUCCAAAGUCAUGCUGCUUUGGUGCAGCCAGAAUUUGUAGCUGGAUCUCAAUUUCUUCCUUGCACUUCACAGACUGUGCAUGUAGCAACAUCAGGGAAGAGUGAACAAGCACAGAUGCCCUCAGUUGAUCACUCACAAGAGCAAGUUCUUGCUAAAGCUGGGCAACAAAACCAACAAAUUGCUCCAUGUCAGAGCUUCACUAAUUCUCUGGUGCAACAGCCGAACCUGGAAAAUCUCAAACUCCAGAAUAUAUAUAGCAUAGCAGUAACCUCUUCAAUAAUGAGCCCCCAAUCCUCUGUUACUCAGGCUUUUUCUCAAAACCAGCUAGUAGCAAAAUCUCCGUUGUCAGUUCAUCCCUCUAGCUCUACCACCCAGUUAUCUAUAGCUCCCUUGUACAACUCAGCCCAGAUAGCUUCAGUUGUCAGCCAUGGUGCAGAACAAAUAUGUAACCUUCUAAAAGUCCAGAAGCCUAAAAAACUAGGGAAAUAUGUCUGUGAGUAUUGUAACAGGGCUUGUGCCAAGCCCAGUGUUCUCCUAAAGCACAUCCGCUCCCACACAGGAGAACGACCAUAUCCUUGUGAGACUUGUGGAUUUUCAUUUAAGACCAAAAGCAAUCUGUAUAAGCACAAGAAGUCUCAUGCUCAUGCUAUCAAACUUGGACUUGUCCUCCAGCCAGAUUCUAGUGGGUUUCUCUCCCAUGAAUCUGACAAAGCACUUAGCAUCCAUUCAGAUGUGGAAGAAAGUGGUGACAGUGAUGAUGAAGGCACAGCUGAUGAAAGACAAGAAGACCAAGGAUCAUUAGAAAUUGAACCUGUGCAUGUAGUGAAAAUACCUUCCAAUUCUGACUCAUUGCACAAAGGUAGUCCCAUUUCUUUAAGAAAUCCGGAAUAUAUGCUGGAUGACUCCUCAUUUCAGGACUCAUCUGUGCAACCAAGGACAGCUUUACCCAAGGUGAUCGUUUGCCCUGUUAACGUAUCUCCUUUGAGAUCAGAUAGCCCCAAAGUAGCAGAUCCCACCUCUACACUUUCUAAAACACAACAACAAGGGGACUUGAAAGUAACAAAUGUGAAACCAAAUUUAACACAUGUGCUGGUAAAUGACUCUGAUGCUAAGCAACAUCAGAAAACUGAAACAAGCGUUUCCGAGGAACAGCUUGGGACCCCUGUAGGGACAGCAAUACAUGCGCAACUACAAAGACAGCAGGCGACAGAUUGUUCUCAGGAUCAGCAAGUAAAAUGUCUCUUGAGCCCCAGAAGUUUAGGUAGCACUGAUUCAGGCUACUUUUCACGUUCAGAAAGUGCAGAUCAGACCAUGAGUCCACCAGCUCCAUUUAUGAAAGGAUUGCCUUCUUCCGAAAAAGACUCAAGUAAAAGUUGUGUGCCACGAAUGAGCACUACUGUGGCAUCUGUUGUGCAGACCAUUUGUGCUGACAAGACCUUGCUUUCAUCUGGCCAGAUGAGACCACCUCUGGCCACAAAAAUGCUUGAAGAACGCAUUUCAAAGAUAAUAUCUGAUAAUGAGGCUGUAGUGGAUGACAAACAGUUGGAUAGUGUGAAGCCACGGAGAACAUCCCUUUCAAGAAGAGGUAGUAUUGAUUCUCCAAAAUCCUACAUUUUUAAAGACUCAUUUCAGUUUGACCUAAAGCCUAUGAGUAGAAGGACUAGCUCAAGCUCUGAUAUACCAAAGUCUCCUUUUACACCUACUGAGAAGUCAAAGCAGGUUUUUCUGCUGUCUGUACCAACUCUUGACUGUUUACCUAUAACCAGAAGUAAUUCUAUGCCAACUACCAGUUAUUCAGCUGUACCUACAAAUGUAAUACCUCCCCCUCAUCCCCUACGUGGAAGUCAGUCUUUUGAUGAUAAAAUUGGCUCCUUGUAUGAUGAUGUCUUUGUGCCAGGACCUGCUACUCCACAGCUCCAAGGCGGACACCCUCGCACCCUUGUUCGGCAAGCAGCAAUCGAAGAUUCUUCAGUCAGUGAAGGGCAUACUUUUGGACAAACACGAUCUGUAGAUGAAAGUUAUGGAUGCAACACAUCAAGUGAAUUUUUAAUGUCAAGAAGCAAAUCAUUUGUACAAGGGUCAACUAUGGAUAAAAAAAAGUCACAGCAAGGCCGAGGGACAAUGUUUGAGUGUGAGACUUGCAGAAACAGAUAUAGAAAACUGGAAAACUUCGAAAACCACAAAAAGUUCUAUUGUUCAGAGUUACAUGGACCAAAAACCAAGGCAGCUAUACGAGAUUCUGAGCACAAGACGGUCUUGAACAGUACACAACCCCAAAUUCUUCACUAUCGAGUUGCCACUUCAACCGGUGUCUGGGAGCAGACAUCUCAGAUAAGAAAAAGGAGGAAAAUGAAAAGUGUGGGAGAUGAUGAUGAUGAACUGCAGACAAAUGAUACAAGUAGUAGUUUGUCAAAGAGCAUAGCUGGGUCAGAGUGUCAAAACAAACUCGGAAAUACCAUCAGUGUCUCCAAACACACUGCCGCUGUUUUAGGUUCACAUAGUAUUUCCCUACAAAAACUGGCACAAGAUGAGCUGGAGACUCAUGGCGCAGAGCAGACUGUGGGGCCAAAGAUGAUGUUGCAUGGGGAGAAGCAGGCUGUUCCAGUGGCACCAGAAAAAAAAGAACUGAAAAGACAAGGGGCCGGGAUUUCAGUAAUUCAGCACACAAACUCCUUAAGCAGACCUAGUUCAUUUGAAAAAUCAGAUUCAUUUGAAAGGGUAUCACCAGUUUCCCUUCAGGAUGCUAACAAAGCUGUGAAGCUCCAUUCCUUGAGUACCAUUAUAGCUCAAGAGGAGAAGCAUUCUCUCCUGAGUGCCUCCCACCGUCCUCAAGUAGCAGAAGCCUCAAGAGUUCAGCUGCAUGAACGUCAAGUCACUUCUAAUGAAAAGAGUGCACCAAUGCAACCACUAAGACUUGUUCGCCAGCAUAACAUCCAGGUUCCUGAAAUACUGGUGACAGAGGAGCCUGAUAGAGAUCAGGAAAGCCAAUGCAGUGAUCAGGACAAGACAGAAAAAUUUAACUGGCCGCAGCGUAGUGAAACCUUAUCAAAGCUACCCACAGAAAAACUUCCACCCAAAAAGAAAAGAAUUCGCUUGGCUGAAAUGGAGCAUUCUUCUGCUGAGUCGAGCUUUGAAUCUACGCUUUCUAGAAGUCUCAGUCGGGAGAGUAGCUUGUCACGUGCAUCUAGUUUCUCAACUUCUUUUGAUAAAGAUGAUGUAUCUAAGAAUGAGGGUGCUUCCAAAGCAGAGCCUACAAAUAAAUCCUUGGAAUUUCUUACAAUUCCUACAAGUUCAAAUACGCUUAGUGUGCCUGGUCCUCAUUUCAGAGAAAUGCGACGUGCUGCUUCUGAGCAAAUUAACUGCACCCAGCCGUCCAUGGAAGUUGCCGAUUACAGAAGCAAGUCAUUUGACUGUGGAAGUGCAGUUCCAUCCAGGCCUGCCUCACUUCUAGAGAUAUCUACUUCUAAACUGACUUCUGGCAGUGGACAUGUACCUUUGUUAGAAAGGAGAAGGGGCCCCCUUGUGAGACAAAUAUCUUUAAAUAUUGCUCCAGAAAAGAAUCAGCCUGAUGUCAUGUCAAGUACUUCUUUUCAAAUAAGUCCUGCAACAGAUAUUUCUUCAGUGUCCUUGCAGAGGUUGCAGGGCUCUGGGAAACCCGAGGAAUUGUCUUCAAGUUCUCAGCACCCCCAGACUUACAUCAAGCCUUUGCGUGAGUCACAGUCAGUGAAGAGCAACAACUCUCUUAACCCGCCUUCUAGUGAACGGUCUUUAGGCUCUAGUUUACAUCAUCCUGGUCAGCAAGCUUCACUCAGUCAGUAUUCCCAAUCAGCUUUCAAGGGAUCAGCACUUGGAACUCAGAAAAGCAUGAGCAUGGUUGCUGGUCAGCAUAGUAUGCAAGAAGACUGUUUUGCUCCCAAAUAUCAGCUUCAAGUUAAAGCAUUGCACGUAGGAAAGCAAUAUCCUUUAGGUCUUCCAGGUGCAGCUGGCACAGAGCAGACUGGGUCUUCAUUAGAAAUACAUACUAAACUGAACGACAAAGUGUCCAAGCAAUAUGUGGCGCCACCCUUGCAACGAACUGCUCCCGAUAAUUGCAGUGGUGGGAUGUAUCAUGUUGCGCCCUUCAUCCCUGUGCGCAUUCACAGUAAUAUUCCAUCGUAUGGUUUGGCUGCUGUUGCACCCCUUCCUCAAAUUUUGGUAACACGAGAUCAGGUAAACCAGUCUCUCUGUCAAAUAAACACUGCAUCAGUGCCAACAGUCAAAGAUCAAACUCAGCUGCCAAAAUCCCACAAAGAUCAUCUGAGGUGUUUGCCAAAUUCGCAGCCAGCAUCUGUGUUUGAAAAUCUGAUUUGUGAGAUGGAAAGCAAAAAUUCAGCUUCCCUGGGGUCCUCAAAUAUGAUUCAGAAAGUGCCAGUUGGUGGACUUUUCCCUCAGCAGGAAGCCACAGCCUCAAGUAAGCGCAUGCUCUCGCCAGCCAAUAGUUUAGACAUUGCCAUGGAAAAACACCAGAAGCGUGUUAAAGAUGAAAGUGGAGCUGCUUGCACUACAGGUGCUAUGUCACUGCAUCCUUUGACCGUAAAGGCUAGCGAACCUAACAAGCAAAAAAAGCCACUCUUAGUGCGGCAGAUCUGCACAGUUGAGCCCCUUGAAGGUUUCUCAUUAGAUCAAGAUGAUAAAAGCACUGGAGCUGGUAAUUCGCCAGAUCUUCUGCUGCCUGGUUCAGCUGGAUCUGCUCGGUGUGGGGCUUCUUCACUCAUAAAGGAGCCUUUAGAAUAUGAUAACCCAUUGAUCUCUGAAACUGGAAGGUUUGCAGUCAGAAAGUCAGCUGAAUCUACUUCACUGAAUAUUCAGACUUCCUUUCUAAAGGUUCCAGAUAACAGUCAAGAGAGGAUGUCCCCAGAAGUGAAUGAUGAUAAGCAGUCCAGUGUUUUGAGCCAAACAAAAUCUGGAGCCGCUUUGUCCGUCGUGAAUGCGGAUGAUAUACAGCGAUUAUCUUUUCCAAGCCUAAAGACUACAACAAACUUUACAUGGUGUUACUUGUUAAAAAGGAAGCCUGUGCACCUGUUGCAAAAUGACCAAAAGACUUCAGUUUAUUCUUCUUGGUCUGUCAGUCCUGACAAUCCCAAUCCACUUGGUUUGCCGACAAAACUUGCUCUUUCCCUUCUGAAUUCAAAACAGAAAGCUGGAAAACCAUCUUAUACUCUAGCAAUAAGUACCAACUUCAGAUCCGACAUACUGGUCUACUCAAGCAAGUGGAAGAACAACUUACUUAAGGUACUAUGCAUAAAACAUUUAUUUUAAGAGGGGGGAAUUCAAGUGUUUAUACUAAAGUAUUUAUAUAAGCUCUUUAAAAUGAGGGUAACUUAUUUGCAUUUGGGAGGAAAACUCGUUGAACUCUGUUGGUGCAUUGUUAAUACUGCUUUAUUGCAUCACUAUAUAAAUGUUGAGCUAUCUUUACCUAGCUAAAAUUUUAGAGGUUUAUCACAUCUCAUGAAAGCCAUAUCCUAAUUUUAAAAAUUGUGCAGAAAGCCAGGUGCUUCUGCAAAGAGCUUUUGGAUAUUGUUUGGACACUUGAAAUUCCCAAAAGAGCUAAUAUUAUUCUUUAAAAUUCCUCUAUUGAAUUUCAUGGAAUGUAAUGUUAAGGUGUCUCAUACUUCUUCACAGCUCAUUUCCCCACAGGGCAAGGCCUACACACAGUGACACAUAACUGAGAUCCUUUAGGAAUAGCAGUGUUCUGUCAUGUCAGAACUGCAGAGGAGUUUUCUGUAUGAACACUUCAUUGGGGUCAAGAGGUUUAGCUACAUGAACCUCAGAGAAGAGGAAAGUUUUAGUUGCACUAAAAUGCAAUAGGCGUUUUGUGCAUAUAGCUAAAACAAGAUUGACUUUCUGCUUUGAGUCUGUGCAACAAAAAGCAUGCAUGGGCUGCUUUUCUUUAAAAUAUUUUAUUAUUGGGGCUUAAUGAAGGUUACAUCUUAUUAUAGUACUGUACUGCGUUGGCUUGAAGAAAAAUUGUAUAAAGAGAGAAGAUUUUGGGGGGAGUAUUAUUGAAUAGAAUUUAUUUUAGAGAGAAAUGUGGGCAUUAAUUUUGAAGCUGGUAGAAUAGAUGAAUGAAAAUCCCUGCCUGAUCCUAAAAAAACCCCCAAAGUUGGAUUUUUAGGUUUUGAAAACUAGUGGGACAGUGAAAUCCCUUUCUGCAUUCAUUCACUUGCACUCACAGAAGGAAUUCCUGCAUCCAAUGAUCCCCAUCCAUCCUUUUAUAUUUACUUCAUCCCAAUAUCUAAUAUUCCAAUAACUGUAUUUACGUCAUGUAAUCUGUCACUUGUGGAACUUCCAUUGAAUAAGCCUCUCUUCUGCGCUUAUGUUUAUUAUUUUCUGACCCAGUCUAAUACUUCACCUGCAGAUCUUACAACACGAGGAGUAGCAUCUAAAACUAUGUAUUUCCUUGUAGUAGGAUGUGCCAUUUAGGGAUUUUGAAGGAAUGACCAGACCUCACACAAGGUCCAGAAGCCUAGAUAGAAAUGCUCUACAAAUGCAAUAGGAAAUUCACAUUGUACACUUGGAGCAUUUCUUGACUUUGGAAAAGAAUAGGGCAGGCCCUGCAUACACAAAGCUAGAUGUUCACCAGAGUACAAGAGCUGGUGAAUCUUAGCAGUAAAACACAGUUAUUGAUAAUGGGUGUCAUUAGUUCAUUUCCUAGUGCAAGUCUGAAAAUGGAAGAAGAGAAUUUAAGCUCUCCUUCAAAUAAAUCUAUAAAAAAUGCUGUUUUGAAGCUUCUCUAAAUGGAGAAAAACCUUCUUUCAGAAACUACCUGCAGUUUUUCUGCCAGAGCCAUAUGCUGUAUCUUUGAAUGUGGGCCUUUGUUGUAUUUCACUAUCAGAUAAACAUAUUUUUUACAAGUUUGGGUGGAACAUGCCAAAUUUCUCACUAGCUAUGUUUUCCAGAUAGCUGGGAUGACAAAGUUUCACUGGUACUGCUAAUAUCAAGCAGCUGAAACUAGAAGCUAUCAGUUAAUAUUAACAUGUGAGCUUCGAAAUAAAGAGAUGCGAAAAAAUAAUUGUAAGAUUCUUUUGUCUUCCAUUUUCAAAGCUUCAUAUUUGUAAGAUAUUUUCAACAUCCCUAAAGGGUAGAAACUUGUCUAACUAAAACAGAUGUCUUUAAGAUUCUAAAGAGAGAUUUUCAAGUACACAUCCAACAUAAAUUUCCCCUACCUCAGAAAAAAAAGUGUGGUAGUCUGAUGCGUAUGAACAGCAGCGAAGCUUUCCAGAUCUUACUUCUGACUAUGCACAUUUAAAGACUGUGCAUCUGUUGUCAUUGCAACUAUUUAAGGGUUUUUCAGAAUGCAAACAGGGAAAUUUUUAUAGAAUCAUAGAGUUGGAAGAGACCACAAGGGCCAUCGAGUCCAACCCCCUGCCAAGCAGGAAACACCAUCAGAGCACUCCUGACAUAUGGUUGUCAAGCCUCUGCUUAAAGACCUCCAAAGAAGGAGACUCCACCACACUCCUUGGCAGCAAAUUCCACUGUCGAACAGCUCUUACUGUCAGGAAGUUCUUCCUAAUGUUUAGGUGGAAUCUUCUUUCUUGUAGUUUGGAUCCAUUGCUCCAUGUCCGCUUCUCUGGAGCAGCAGAAAACAACCUUUCUCCCUCCUCUAUGUGACAUCCUUUUAUAUAUUUGAACAUGGCUAUCAUAUCACCCCUUAACCUCCUCUUCUCCAGGCUAAACAUGCCCAGCUCUCUUAGCCGUUCCUCAUAAGGCAUCGUUUCCAGGCCUUUGACCAUUUUGGUUGCCCUCCUCUGGACACGUUCCAGUUUGUCAAUGUCCUUCUUGAACUGUGGUGCCCAGAACUGGACACAGUACUCCAGGUGAGGUCUGACCAGAGCAGAAUACAGUGGCACUAUUACUUCCCUUGAUCUAGAUGCUAUACUCCUAUUGAUGCAGCCCAGAAUUGCAUUGGCUUUUUAGCUGCCGCGUCACACUGUUGGCUCAUGUCAAGUUUGUGGUCAACCAAGACUCCUAGAUCCUUUUCACAUGUACUGCUCUCAAGCCAGGUGUCCCCAUCUUGUAUUUGUGCCUCUCAUUUUUUUGCCCAAGUGCAAUACUUUUACAUUUCUCCUGUUAAAAUUCAUCUUGUUUGUUUUGGCCCAGUUCUCUAAUCUGUCAAGGUCGUUUUGAAGUGUGAUCCUGUCCUCUGGGGUGUUAGCCACCCCUCCCAAUUUGGUGUCAUCUGCAAAUUUGAUCAGGAUGCCCUUGAGUCCAUCAUCCAAGUCGUUGAUAAAGAUGUUGAAUAAGACCGGGCCCAAGACAGAACCCUGUGGCACCCCACUAGUCACUCUUCUCCAGGAUGAAGAGGAACCAUUGAUGAGCACCCUUUGGGUUCGGUCAGUCAUCCACUGAGUGUUAGCAUAGUCAAGACCACAUUUUACCAGCUUCUUUACAAGAAUAUCAUGAGGCACCUUGUCAAAUGCCUUGCUGAAAUCAAGGUAGGCUACAUCCACUGCGUUCCCUUCAUCUACCAGGCUUGUAAUUCUGUCAAAAAUCGAGAUCAGGUUAGUCUGACAUGACUUAUUUUUCUGAAAUCCAUGCUGACUAUUGAUGAUCACAGCAUUCCUUUCUAGGUGCUCACAGACUGUUUGCUUAAUGAUCUGCUCCAGAAUAUUCCCUGGUAUUGAUGUCAGACUGACUGGGCGGUAAUUAUUUGGGUCCUCUCUUUUCCCUUUUUGAAAAUAGGGACAACAUUUGCCCUCCUCCAGUCUGCCGGGACUUCGCCUGUUCUCCAGGAAUUCUCAAAGAUGACUGCCAGUGGUUCUGAGAUCACAUCUGCCAGUUCUUUUAAUACUCUUGGAUGCAGUUCAUCUGGCCCUGGAGACUUGAAUACAUCUAAACUAGCCAAGUAUUCUUGUACUAUCUCCUUAGUUAUUCUGGGCUGUGUUUCCUUUGCUGAAUCAUUUGCUCCAAAUUCUUCAGGUCGGGCAUUGUUUUCUUUAUCGGAGAAGACUGAGGCAAAGAAGGCAUUGAGGAGUUCAGCUCUUUCUGUGUCCCCUGUUUGCAUUUCACCAUCUUCUCCUCUGAGUGACCCCACUGUUUCUUUGUUCUUCCUUUUGCUACGAACAUACCCAUAAAAGCCUUUGUUGUUGCUUUUAACCUCUCUAGCAAGCCUGAGGUCAUGGUGUGCGUUUGCUUUGCUGAGUUUGUGUCUACACGUGCUGGGUUUUUGUUUGAAUUCCUCUUUGGUGCUUCCCCCUUUUCCAUUUUUGUACACAUCCUUUUUAAUCUUAACUCAGUUAAAAGUUCUUUAGAUAGCCACCCUGGCUUCUUUAGGCACCUUCCAUGUUUCUGUCUCAUUGGUAUUGCCUGACGUUGUGCUUUUAGUAUCUCCCUCUUAACAAACUCCCAGCCAUCAUGAACUCCCUUUCCUUUUAGUAUUACUGUCCAUGGGAUCUCACCCAGCACUUCCCUAAGUUUUAUGAAGUCAGCUUUCUUAAAGUCAAGAAAUUGAGUCCUAGUAUGCUUGGCUGCUCCUUUCUGCUGUAUAGUAAACUUCAGAAGAGCAUGAUCACUCGCGCCUAAUGAUCCUUCCACUUCUACCCCACUAACCAGGUCAUCAACAUUGGUUAGGACCAGAUCUAAAAUGGCUGUUCCUCUUGUUGCUUCUCCACUUUCUGGACAAUGAAGUUGUCUGCAAGGCCAGUGAGGAAUCUGUUUGACCUUAUGCUCUUGGCUGAGUUUGACAUCCAACAAAUAUCCGGGUAAUUGAAGUCCCCCAUUACUACUAUCUCCCUUCCUUUUGCAUGCUUGGCCAUCUGUUCCAGGAAGGCAUCAUUUAUGUCCUCCGUUUGGCUUGGGGAUCUAUAGUAAACUCCCACAAUGAGGUCACUGUUAUUCUUCUCUCCCUUAAUUUUGACCCAAAUGCUCUCACUUUGGCUUUGAGGUUCUAAAUCUUGGAUCUCUUCACAGGUAUACACAUCCCUGACAUAUAACGCCACUCCUCCUCCUUUCUUGUCUGGUCUGUUUCUCUGAAAUAGAUUGUAUCCCCCAUUAUUACAUUCCAAUCGUGGGACUUAUCCCACCAGGUUUCAGUGAUGCCUAUUAUGUCAUAUUUAGUUUGCUGUACCAAGAGCUCAAGCUCAUCUUGUUUAUUUCCCAUGCUUUGCGCAUUAGUGUACAGACAUUGAAGUCCAUUAUUCAUUCCCCCGUGACUCUUAUUUAAGGAUUUUUCCUCCCACCACUAGGUCUGUGUGCUGUUUGCUCCAUUUGGUCUAUGACAUUUGGAUGAUCAUCUUCAUCAAUUGAUAGACUCCUACCUUCAGGAGCACUGUCUCCCUCCCCCACAUUAGUCAGUUUAAAGCCCUCCUGAUGAGGUUUCUGAGAUUUUUGGCAAAAACAUUUCUCCCAACCAUUGUGAGGUGCAGCCCAUCGCUUGCCAGAAGUCCAUCUUCAAGAAACUGCAGUCCGUGAUCUAAGAAUCCAAACCGUUCCUGUUUACACCAUUUGCGAAGCCAGCUGUUCACUUCCACUAUUUUCCCUCUCUCCCUGGGCCACGUCGUUCAACUGGGAGGACAGAUGAGAUCACAAUUUGUGCAUUUAAUUGCUUCAAUUUCCUGCCCAGAGCCUCGUAGUCUCUUUUGAUCUUCUGGAGGCUAUUGCUUGCAGUGUCAUUGGUUCCCACAUGAACCAAGAGGAAGGGAUAUUUGUCAGUGGGUUUUAUGAUUCCUUGCAGUCGUUCAGUUACAUCUUGGAUCUUAGCCCCGGGGGAGACAGCACACUUCCCGAGACAUCUUGUCAGGCCCACAGAUCACUGCUUCUGUUCCCCUCAGUAGGGAAUCCCCUAUCACCACUACACGCCUCCUCUUAGGUUUGGUCGGGGUUCUUCCGUGAGCUGUCCGCUCCAAGGUCGCCUGCACAUUCCCUGAGGACUGACUUUGCUGCUCGUCUUCAUAUACCUGAUCGACUGUAAUGAGGGAGAGAUCCUCAAAUGGAGUCUGCUCUUCGUCUUCCAUGCUAGGGGAGAGGACCUCAAAGCGAUUGUGUAUUUCUAAACAAUCAGAGCGAACCCUGGGCCUCCUACUUCUUUGAGUCACGUUUCUCCAUAUAUCUGGCUCCUGUGUUGGUGAAUUAGCAUUGUAACCAGUUAUAAAGUAUAGCUAUGGACCAUGAAUGCAGAAGAGAAUUUUGGGGUGGGCAAAAUCUUAAUUUUGUAUACAGAGCUUGUUCAGACAUAAUCUUUGAGUAAGAGAUCAGGAGUGGCUCACACAUAUCAUCUCCUGAAUGAAGUAGCCUUUUCUCAUGCAGUUUUAGAUAUGUUGGAGCCAAUGUUAGCUGAAGCGAAGAUUAAUUAAGUUCCUCACUUAACCAAGGUCCUUAACCUGCUUCAAUCCUUGUUAAGCAAAAACAAAACCUGGCUUCAUUUGUUCAGUUAAUUUUUGUCCCAUUCACAGUAUUUAAGAGAUGAGAAAAGGAAUAUAACCACCUCUGUUUUGGCCUGAAAAGUUAUCAGCUAUUGAUGCUCAAGACAAAUUUAUUUGAGAUGUGGAAUAGUUGACCAAAAAAGUCAACAUAACACACUUGCAGCCUGGUCAUGUAACCCCUAAAAAUAUUUGCCCUGAUUACUUGAAUCUUAACAAGGUGGUGUAAAAAUGAACAUUACUGGUGCUUUACAUGAACAGUUCAUUUUUUGUGAUGUUUCAUUUUCUGAAACCAUGUGUAAGUCUCAGUAGUGUUGUUAAAGUUUAUAUAUUGCUGCAUGAAAUUUCCUGUAUUGGUUGGUAUAGUCCAACAGUGGAGAACCUCAGGCCCAUGGGGAUCCUAAUUUAAUGCACAAGACCAUUUCCCCCAAACCUGAUAUCAUAUGUGACAUCAGCUACGCAGUAGCAAAAAGAGCAUGUUCCUAGUUGAUGUUCACAGCUAUCCCCAUCAGUAUAAGUCAUACCAUUGAAAUGUACAACAUGUACAGUAUGGUUAGCACUUAAUGUCUAAUUCACUACAAGGCAUCAAAAGUUUGUGCUCUACAUUGACUUGAGGUUUAUGCUUCCUGUGAUCUUUCUGCUAUCUGUUCAGAAGAUGGAAAUCCAUGAUGACCUAUUCUUCUGAAUCCAACAAACCAGGAUUUCUUGUCUACAUUGUCACUAGAUGUCUCAUAAACAAUUUUGUGAUGCUGGAUGCAGAGCUAAGUCCAUGGGGAGAUAGCCAGUGUUACUGAUAUUCAGACUAGACCCAUUGAAAUAAAUGGAUUUAAGUUACUUGUCUAUUAAUUUCAACAGGUUUGUUGAAUGACAAAUAAUUGGCCAUUUUACAGUCACGGAGGGAUUAUAAGGAUUAGUUUUCAGAUGAUAAAUGCUUGUCAGUGUAGAGUUUGUCCAGUACAAAGAGAAAUGAUGGGGGGGGGAGGCGUCAAUCAAGGAGAAUACUAUGUGGUUGCCACCUAGUGGCCACAAGGCAAAAAUGGAAUCUAUUUAAGUCAUCCAAGAUCCUUAUCCAUUAUAAUAACCAUCAAGAACUUCAUAUGGCAAAGCAUCACAAGACAAAGGAGGUCCUUUAUGGGCAUUAUAAGGAAUAAGGAGCAUGGAGGACUUAAACAGGUUCCAAUUCUUCUCAAGAAACACUUUUAGCCCACCAAAUGCCUACUGGAUCAGAACACGCCAUUAGUUUGCAUCAAGGUCACUGGCCUUAGCAGGAGGAGAAAACUAUUCACAACUAGAAUGUAAAGAGUUAGCAGUGUUUUCUGCUGAAAAGAAAUCCCAUUCGUAUCUAGAUCGCAGGUGUUUUGUCAUACAAUCUGAUCAUAAACCUCUUCAGGGUCUGCAGGGAGAGAACAAGCCAGUGCUGUCUGCUAGAAUCCCAAGAUGGGCUUGACGUUGUCUGCAUAGGACUACUAUAAGCCAGGUCAAGCCCUGGGUAAUGCUGAUCCCCUUAGCAGAUUUCCACUGCCAGAUAGAUCAAAGCCAGUACCUCAGCCUGCUGAAACUGUUUUUCUUAUUGAACUACUAUCCACAUGCCUGAUCGAUCCCGCAAAGAUUAAACGGGUGACUGACCAAGAUUCUCUGUUAUUUAGAGGGUGAAGAUAAUUAAUGGAUGGAUUGCGGGGGGGGGGGGAGCACAUAUUAACACCCUAACUAUCAGCAUAGGGAGUCACUGGCUAUCCUGGAUGGAUGAAUAUUAUUGGGCUCGCAGAUAGUUGUACUACCAGUGCUACACAAUUUCUGCUGUGCUGAAUUUGUUGUAUGAAGUCCAUCCUGGCAUUGUUUGAAGAGAGUAGCAUGUAGUUUAUGUGUAGUGGCCAGGAAUAGACCAGCAGAUUGAGGCAGGAGUGCAGUGGUGUGGUGCUUGUCAAUCUUUCCAUCAAACUCCUUCAAAAGCACCCUUACACCCAAGGGAAUGAUAAUAAUGACCUUGGGCAAGACUUCACAUUGAUUAUGCCAGUCCACAGCCUCUGCAUCAGAUCGUACAACUGUUUCAGGUGUGUCUGUGAGACACACUCAGAGAUAGAACAUCUGGAUGAGCCAGAAACACUCCCAGUUACACUAUGCCAUUCAGACAGAAUCCCCAAGCCCAGGGAGAGGUUGCAUUUAUAAAAACAAGGGAAUUUGUGGGUUUAGACCAAUGUCUCGUAUUUAGGAAAUUAUUAUUUUUUUGUUCUGUUUUUCCCACUGCCUUCUGUAUUCUUACUGCCAAUAUAUAGAUUACAGUAUAUGUUGACAUAAACAAAAGGGGAAGGAGUGUAAGAUAGCUUUAUGUGGUUGCUACCUAGUAGCCCCAAUUCAAAUGUGUUUCUUGAGGAGGGUUGGAGCUGAGCAUGUUCAGGGGGUGUGUCCUUGGGAGUGGUUCCAAGAUAGAUGCUAGACUGAAAACUCUAGAACUGUAAAACAGACUGAAAACUGCAGAUCAAACUGUUUUUGUUUUUUUAUUUGUAUAGCCUAAAUGCAGUAUAUUAAACAUAAUUUACUUUCUUAUAUGACUGGUAUGCUAAUUUUCUCUGGCAGUAGAUAUAAGCUUGAAAAACUGCAUUGGGGGAUCUCUCCCCCCCCCCCCGUAACUCCUAAAUCAUGUACAGACGGCUACUUCUGGGCAAAAACAUAAACACAUGUUCUUUCAAGUAUAUAACCAUAUAAACAUUUUUGUAAUUACUUUCUCUUCCUGUUCUCCCUCUAAUGAGCAUAUUGAAUUGGGUGUAGCAAUUGUCACAAAAAUAAAACUUAGUUGUAUUGUCAACACAUAAACAGCUGUGCCUGAAAAUGGUAAUCUUCAACUCCUAUUUUGCCAGAUACUCACUAGCAAUACUAGUUUAGUAGAUACCUUAAUCUGCUUAUAAUAAGAAAUGUAACAAUUUACAUUUUUUUCAGCGGGCAUUAGUUAAACAAAAGGCAGCAAGGGAAUUCAGCAAUAAAGAAAACUCUGAAAUAAGCACUGAUCAAGAUAAUGAUAAUUCCUUAGCCAAAAGUGAGCCAAGAAGAGUGAAAAUAUUUGAUGGAGGGUAAGUAUUCCCCCCUAAAAGUAAUGCAGUAUUUUAUUAAUAUUUUGUAUGGAAGUCAUUAUCUCCUGGUAGCUCAGUAGAAAAAGGUGUUAAUGUGAGCCUGAUUAGAUCAUGAUCCAGAUUCUACUCAAAAUGGUUUGGUAUGUUCAAAAUUACUUGCUCCACAGUAUCCCCUGCCUCCCAUCCCUGGCCUUGGUUCAGCAAAUCUCCCAUCCACAUAGCUAUUUUUCUCUCCUGGUGUUUUAACACUUAAUUCUUCAAACUGAAUUUUUAGUGAGCUUGGAGUCAAAUAUCCCAAAUGAAAACCAAAACAUCAAGAGCUUUAGUUAUGAACAACUAAUUUCCUACAAAUAUUUACCAGGUGAAACCAGAUCAUGACUACUUGCUUGGUAGGCCAUAGGUGAUUUAGAACAAAACAGAGUAAGUUGCCAUCUGUAGUCUGAGCCUUGGUUGCCUUGAUUUAUAAGCUCGUUCGAGACAGAGACAGAGAGUGUGUCGUCCUGUUGGUUCUCCUUGACCUCUCAGUGGCUUUUGAUGGUGCUGACAGUGGUGUUCUUCUGCACCGACUUGGAGGUGGUGGUUGGAGGAACAUGCAGCUCCCGCCAUCAGAACACUCAAUAUCUGCACAUUCCAUUAACUGAACAUAAAGAAUUGUGCCCAAACAUCGCUACAUGCAUGGCUGAUUCAGAUAUCCAAACAACCAGAGUUUGCCCCCUUCCUUACUUGUUUGUGCUUCACUGGUCAAUGGCAACUAUUUUCAAGCAGAAACCACAGAGAGAAGGAUGUGGGAGAGAGAACAGACACAUCAGGGAGUAGGAGAGAUCGGACAAAUAAGUUUCCCCCUCUUUUUUGCUGGUUGGCUGCAGCCAUUUUAGGAUGAAACCAUGGUGGGGGAGGGGAGAGAGAUCAUGGAUUAGAAAUGUUUCCAUUGGAAAUAAUGGAGAUUGUCAGCUCACCUAAUGUGAAUGCUCACCUAAUCAACAAUUUCCUGGGAACGCAUUGUGAUUAGAAAACGGGACCUGCAAACUAUAAGUGUGGUUUCUGCUCUUACCAGGAUCUCUACCAGAAACUAGUACUAGGAUAUUGUUGCUCGGCUUUUAGAAUGUGUGAUUUCACAUGGGUCCGUUCAGCUACCUAUGCUAGUUAACAUCUAUAUAAAACCUCUAGGAGCUGCCAUCCAGGGAUUUGGAAGAUGGUGACAUCAAAACAUUGAUAUGUGGCUCUCUCUUUCCAUUCUAUUGGAAUCAGAAGAAGUUGUUAAGGUGUUGGACUGUCUGUAGCAUGGGUAGGCAAACUAAGACCCGGAGGCUGGAUCCGGCCCAAUCACCUAAAUCCUGCUCACGGAUAGUCUGGGAAUCAGCGUGUUUUUACAUGAGUAGAAUGUGUGCUUUUACUUAAAAUGCAUCUCUGGGUUAUUUGUGGAGCAUAGGAAUUCAUUCAUUCCCCCCCCCCCAAAAAAUAGUCCAGCGCCCCCCCCCCACAAGGUCUGAGGGACAGUGGACCGGCCCCCUGCUGGAAAAGUUUGCUGAUCCCUGGUCUGUAGGCUGUGAAGGGCUGAAUCCUGUUAAGACAGAAGUGCUGUGGGUGGGUAGUUCCUGUGUCCGGGAAUUAGGGUGUGCGACCUGUCAUGCACUGUCGUUUGCAAUAGUUUGGUAUGUUUUGAUUAAAUUAGAUACAAGUCAAAUGAAGAAUAUGUCUAUGUUCGUGGGAGAGGAAGAGGAAAAUAUAUAUGUGAAGAAUGUGGAAUACGCUGUAAAAAGCCCAGUAUGUUGAAGAAACAUAUUCGCACGCACACAGACGUCCGUCCCUAUCACUGCAACUAUUGCAAUUUUUCCUUCAAAACUAAAGGUAAGUGAGCUUGUCAUGACUCAGAUUUUCUUUUUCAACCUGCUAACAAUUGCUUUUCCAAUAAGCCUGUUGGAAGUAUGAAAUAAAGCUGUUGGAACUUAAACAAAUUGCAAAAAUAAAAGGAGAGCCAGGUUGGCUUAUAAGAAAUAUUCCAAAACCUAGAGUAAGGGCAAUAUCUUUUUUAGGCCAGAUAAAAUGUAACACUUCCAAAUGCAAGCUUUCAAGUUCUCCAGAACUCCUCAUUAGAUCAGAUUGGGCAAGGUGGGAGGUAGGACGGGGUGGGGAAUGAGCAGUCAAAAGCCCUUUUGCAGGGAAGGUAGUAGAUGCAUACAGUACAUCCCGCAGGAAGGCAUUUUAACAUUUUCCGCCUUUGAGUUUCAUACUGGGGUAAAUUUGACUGACUUCCCUUUUCCUUCCUGACUGAUGCCUUGCCCAAGUACCCAGAUAGUUAUGAGGCCAAUGAAGACUGUGAAGUUUGCACGACCAGUUGUUGGGUCAAGGAUGUGUCCCAGAAGAGAAAAAGUUUGUCUUUUUCAAGGACAUGUUGUGUUUUAAUUGGCAGCAUGUACAGCUGCUAAGCAGACAUACCUUCAGAACUGGUUUUGAGAUAUCUUUUUUUUUGCAAAUAGGUUUAGAUUCUAGAUUUGUCACAUACUCAUUAUUUCAGGCUUGGAAAAGCCACUGUUUACCUUGUUUCUUAGUUUUCAUUGAACUGACCUUACUAAGACGUUUAUAAAUAAAAGGUCAUGAAUAUUGUACAACUCUUCUGCAUACUAGGAACUCAGUAUUAAAUCAUUCUGCCUCUACUCACGGAUUGUCGUGAGCAGAUUUAGCAGGCACUGGUGUUAAUGGCAUGCUUGUGUGCAUAUGCUCAACUAUAAGCCUAAAUAUUAAAAAAUAAAUUAAAAUGAUUUAAUUUUGAUGAAAUAGAUAUCAGGGCUUCAACAUAAUGACGUUUUGCUCAUGUCAAUAUUAAUAAUAAAGAUUGGCAUAUAUGUAACAUAAAUAUAAUAUAAACUGUACAUUUCAUACGAUUGUAGAUUAAUAUGCAUUCCAUAUCACUGUAAGAUUUGUUCUUAGAAUUAUUACACUGCCAUUCUCAGUAGAAUCUAAUGAAACUAUUCCAAAAGAGAAGUGCCACAAAAAUGGUUUGUAUGUAGCCUUCGCUGCCUUCCUUUACCAGCUUCCUGGUUAAAUUCUGUCCAAGCUCAAACUUACUAUGUUUAUGUAUGUACUUAACAAAAUGGACGUUGCAGCCGUUGGGCAAAAGUCAUUUUCUGACUUUCUGAACAAUACUUUCAUUCAUUGUUAAGUCACCAAACAAUAUAUCAAAUAUAUUAAAUCUUUGAAAGCUUCUAUUUGUAUCCAUGGGAGAAACAAGACACACCAUUACAUCAGUUCUUACCACAUCCAUCUUCUGCCAUUUUAGUAUAUGUUCAUUCAACAGCAGCAUGUCAGAAGAGAACGUGCCUAGCAAGUAUUUUACCACUAUUUGUCUCUUAGAUCAUUGUGGACUCUUACAAUGUUGUCUUUUGUUGAAAAUAGCAGAACAUCUGUUGAAGCUAUUUAUUGAUGCAAAUUGGAACUUGUUUUCCUAAAUUAUAUUACAUCUUGAAAAUCCUCAUUUAAAGAAGAAGAGUUAAUGCAUCGUUCUUAGGAAUGAAUACAAUAGUUUGACCAGGCAACAUUCUCUGAUAUAGCUUUCAGUGUUAAGACAUGUUGUCUACCACUGCACUUAGUUCCAUUUUCAAAGCCGAGCUGAAUCUAAAUUAACUUUAUUUAAAAGCCAAAGGGUUGAAACCAACGAAGUCAUUGCAUAAGCAGGUCUUCCAUUCACACAAUGGAACUUCCCCUCCUCGCACUCUCCCCCAUCUGCUCCAGAGGGUUGGGGGGGGGACCCAGAACACAUUUGGGGGUUGCAGGGCCACCCAGGAGGAGGAGAGAGAAGGGAAUUUCCACCACAUGAGUGGAAAUUGUUCUGCCCGUACAAUAACUUAGCUGGAUACAACCCAAGGCCAUUUUUUAUUCUCCCAAGUUUUCAAAUGCAUUUUAUGAUUUUUAACAUGCUAUUAUAUAUUUUGUGUGUAUAAACUAUGUUUAUAGUGACUGCUCUGGAAGCUUUGUAAAAGCUUUGUGUUAACCUUUUAAAUAAAAGAAUAGAUAAAUAAUGGCCCAAGUAUCAUUGGCUGCAGAGAGUGACAUGCUGAAUGUUACGGUCAUGUGGUUUUGGUAAAAAUGUGCAUUGUUUGUUUUUUCUUAAGGAAACUUGACAAAACAUAUGAAGUCCAAGGCACAUAGCAAAAAAUGCAUGGAUCUGGGAGUCUCAGUAGGAUCAAUAGAUGAUCAAGAUGUAGAAGAAUACGGUAAAAAAAAUCAAUUUUUUAUAUUUAGAACUUUUCAUGUAUUUGCUUUUCUUUUCUAAAUAUUUCCCUUCCUCUGUUCAAACCUUUUAUUAGAUUGCUUUCACAGAACAGGCCUUAUCAGUUAUCACUCACCUACUAACUUUCCCUGUAUGAUAAGGUUCUAGAAGAUAUUUGGGAUCCCACUGCCCUCUCAGUCCCUAUGCACAUAUACUGUAGUGUCGGUACCAGGAGAUCCUACAUAUAUAUAUGUGUAUGAGAUUCCUCUGAAGCCCGAUCUCAUUUGAAUCACAACAGAACUCAUGUUCAUUAUCUCUCAAUUCAGCCAAUAUAUUCUACACUUAAUAAUGUCGCCAUGUACAGAGAUUCAAAGGGAAGGGAGUAGAAUUAACAUCUGAACAGAUCCUAUGCAUUUCACUUACUGUUCAGUUAUUGGAGCAGAUACAAAUGGAUCGUGUCCCCACAACAUAUUAGAGGGACUAUGCACUAUGGAAUAUGUGUAUCAAUUGGCUCAUUAUACUGGGCUUCAGCCUUUUAGUGCCAGUAGUCUGAUUACAUCCAUGUAAAACUCUAGAGGAAUACAUUAGCCAGAUUUGCAGAUAAUUAUCUUAUUUAUUCACAAGCCCCAAAUAAGGUGGUGGAAUUCUCAGUUAACAGAAUUGAAUGGGCUUAGCUGUUUCUGGCUGCAGAUUUGUUUGCUUUUAGGAGAUGGAGAGGAGGGAGGGGAUACUGAUUUUGAAUUAUCCUUUGUGGGUUUGUUGUUGUUUUUUUAAACUUCCCUACUAGUAAAGAACUAGCAUAAAAAGGAUAAGUCUCAAUCUCCAAGGUAGUAGAUUUUCUUUCUUUCUUAGGGGAGCAUUCAAAAAUUGCAUUGUCCACCUCAAGUCUUGAGUUGUAUGGUCUACUCUUCCACUUCAUGUAGACCAGACACUCUUCAUCUGCAAUGAUUUCUAUAGGAUUUACUGUGCACUGAAUUUUAAUUGGAGAACUGGCACAAUCCCCAGAAUGCUGGAGAAGAAUAGAGUAUGUAAGAGGAUACAUGUCGCAUCACAUUUUUGUUUGGGUGGUUAUAUAAACGGCACAGUUCCUAUCUGUGAAAAAAGCAUUCUAAUUCAUUCAAAUAAAUUAUAUUGUCAUAACGAUGGGGUAUGAACAUCAAAAUUAUUACAUGGUUGUAAUAAAAGAUGCUCAGGCCUGCAUUAUUUUGUUGACCUUUUUGAAAUUUAAUAAAUAAAAUAAGGACUUUAAAAUUAGGUUUGCAUUCUAACCCAACUUUCAACCAAGGUAUGGCUUAGCACAAUUUGUAAAUGUUUAGGCCUCCAGGGUGGGGACUUUGACCACUCUGUUCCUCCUUAGUUGUCUUGCUGUUGCACCGUGCUGAGAUAAGCCAUGCCUUUAGAGUGUCAUCUGAAUCCAGGCUUGUGGUUUAGGUCUCCUGGACAAUAAACCGAGAACAAACCAUGGGUACAGUGUAUAGUUAGUUUGGCGUGUGCUUUUGUCAGUAUGAUAUAUGAUAGCUUUGCUUCUGUUCUGGGGGGAUAUCCCCGCCUUUAAAGUAUUUUUCUGAUUUGUGUUAAAUGGUUUAUUGUGGAGUGGUGUAUGUGAUUUGAAAGAGGUAGAAGGGGUGAAAAAUUAAUGUACUUGGUCUUUCUUGGCAGCCAAUAGCAGAGUACUAUGAAUCGAUGUGAAUUCGGUUCUUAAAGAUGUAGGCGAGGUGUUCUCUCGAUUGGCAUAACUUCUUAGUGCACUCAGCAAUUUUUACCUUUUUACAGUGCAAAUUGAACUUUGUUUUAUUGAUAGAAGUAAUAGGGCAGCAGUCAUGCUUUGUAAUUUGACAAUUAAUUUAUAGGCCCUUCAGUUACGAGGUUCAGCACAAAUAAGGCAGCAACAAUAGCAGGUAACUGGGAGGGAGGAGUGUGUGUGUGAAAUGGAGAACUCAGAGAGGAAAGAAGAGAGGGUAAUGUCAAACGAUAUUGUGCGCCACUUGACGCAGUAGACAGUCGUGCUACAGAACUAUGAGACUGCUGUUUAACUCUCCAUAUCUUUUUUAAUGGUUUGGGGACUUCCUGUGAGAUUUGGGGGGAAAUACCUGUGCAUGUAUACUGUUGUAUCCCAAGGUGUCAGGUGCAAGCAGCUGUUCCUCCUCGGCUACAGUGUCACUACGAUACCUGUAGUUUAAAACAAGUGGAGAAACCAUAGAAGCAGUGCAUUCUGAAAAGUAUCCCACUAGGCACUUUCAUGACUCCGCAAGGAGACCUCUACCUUAAAGGCAAAAAAUACUAGCUUCCUUCUCAAGUUUGCUGUGUUAGAUAUUGGAGGGCUUGCAGUGGUCACAAUUUGACAAGAUGAGGAUCUUGAUCAUAGUUAGAGCUUUCCCACUGUAAGCUAUGGAAUGGCUUUUUGCUCUCAAAGUUCUUUGUUUGCAGCCAACCAUCUGAUUCUGCUGCACAUGCAAUUCUCUGAAUUGCUGCCAGUAUUUUUAUUGAGCCAAUUAUAGUUUAAAGUAUCCUGGAAGCUUUUAGACUUCCUGCAAUACUUCAUCAUCAUAGUGGAUGAAAAUAUUAAUAAUUUUGCUUUAUUAAAAUACACUGAUACAUAAAACUCUUGAGUAUCUCCUUUCUCGAGUUCUAACCCAGUAGCAAAAUAUUGGGUUGACUGGAACAGACUGCAGUUAAAACCAUAAUAGAAAUUAAAACAACCGUAUCAACUUGUCUCCAACACACUCGGAUUUCUGUUGUCUGAUUUUCACUGCCAAAGGCAGUGUAGUGUAAUAGCUUUAAUUCUAAACUUGGUAGGUUGCACAGAAUUUGAAUGUGAGUUUGCCAGAGACAGUUUGCAGAAGGGGCCAAAUAUAGCUUGUGGAGAGCAUUUAUGUGAAGCUCUGUUAACAACACUUCUAACAAUUCCAUUUAUUUUCCAUGAGGCUUCUCAGCGCUAUAUGAAUUGGGGGUUUAUGGCAACUGGGCUGGGUGGAUUGUGGCGGUGUUCUUUGUUUUUGGAUUUGCCACCAUUUGGGUAUUGGCGAAUACCACUUAGUUUCACCUUUUAUGUUCCAAAUCACUCUUGCAUCUUUCAUCUCCUAAUCCAAAGAAUGCCCUUUACGCCCAAAAUACAGGGCUACUAUGUUUGGAAUGCUGGCUUCUGAACUAUGCUGUCAGACCAGGUGAACCAUUCAGUGUGACAUACUUCAGCUUAGGGAUAUCAGUUUUCACAGUGCUGGCCCAAGUUUUCAUUAUGUGUUCCUCUAAAUUAGGUGAUUAACGCCCCAAUCCUAUGUACAUUUUUGAGGGGGAAUGUCCUGUUUGGUAGAACUUGACAUUCUUCAAUGUAAGUAUGUUAAGGAUCGCGGCUUAAAGGCGCUUAUCAGGGAAACUGAUUUCCUAAUGUUUAGGGCAGAGCUGUCAAACAUAAGGCCCAGGAGACUUAGCAGGCCCUUUUAGUGUCCCUAUUGUGGUCCACAAGAUCUUUAUAGAUUUAUUGCAGGGAUAGGAAGCUAGGGGAAAUGGUCUGACCUUCAAAGAGCGGCUGCUACAUCAUACCUCAACAUUGCCGCCGCCCCCUAAAAUUGUCAGCACAGGAGUAUGGAAUCAGCCAUUUUCUUGCAUUUUGGCCAAGAAGGAAGGAUGUGGCCAGUGGAGGAGAACUGAAUGAUGGGAACAUAUGGCUGGCAGGAUAUGAAGGCAGCUGUAUUUUGCAUGUAAAUGCAUUUGGGAAGGCAAUCAGUGACAUUAUGAGAAGGGGGUUCAAGUUAUAAUAGUUGCCAGUGGGUGUACAGGACUGGAGGAGGAGCUACUGGCAUCUAGAGGUAGCAGCAAUAAAUUAACAAAAGGACUUUGGCAGUUAAACAAAACCCUCUGACCAGGUUUUUUUUUAAAAAAAUGUAUGUAUAAAGAUGGACUCUAAAUCAACAGAAUAUGAUCCUUAUUAUUUGUUCUUUAUAACAUAAUCUUGUGCAGCAGCAGAGAACUGGCAGUACAGGGGUACCUCGGGUUACAAACACCUUGGGUUACAGACUCUGCUAACCCGGAAGUAGUACCUUGGGUUAAGAACUUUGCCCCAGGAUGAGAACAGAAAUGGUGGCACGACGGCAGCAGGAAGCCCCAUUAGCUAAAGUGGUACCUCAGGUUAAGAACGGUUUCAGGUUAAGAAUGGACCUCCAGAACAAAUAAAGUUUGUAACCAGAGGUACCACUAUAGAUAAUCCUGUUUAUUUGUAGCUUUAGUAAUAGCCUAUGCUAUGGAUAUGGGGUAUGCUGCAAUUCCCCACCAAGACAGUUAUGUAGGGAGAUCUGUAUCUGCCAAGUGCUCAGACAGCGGUGGAGGAGACUAAGGGCUUGGGUUGUUUAAUGCAGACCUGCACUGAGCAGUCAGUAGGGAAUCAUUCAAACAACUCCUUUUUAUGAAAAAGAGCUUCUGCAGUUAUCAAGCCCUUUAUUUAUUAUCAUUUCAAGGUGAACAUCAAAGCCUAUUAAUAAUCAGGGGCUUUUAGGUUUUUCCAAUCUGGGCUUCCCCAGCAGAUGUCAGUAUAAGUCUGUGAUGCAAUAAAGAUAAUAAUAUCAAAAUAAAUAAUUUGGUCAGUAGGCUUUAAAAGUAAGUGUAAUCUUAAGUGGUUAGGUAUAGUCAAUUAUGUGUAUGAAAGAAAAGACUCCUGUAUUACCAAAACCAGCCUCUAGAAUAGACAUGGCUGCCAAAGUAUCCAUUCUGAGAUUCCAAAAGGCCUGCUUUGAAAACCUAAAACAAUGGAUGAGAAGAUCUUUCCAUGACAGUAGAUGUUUUUUAUACUAGAGGAUAUGAAGGCAUACCAACUUAUUUACAAUCAGCUAAAUUGGGCGUUACACCAUGUCCAGUUCUAUCUCCUCAAAGGAAAGUGUCCAAAAUUGAUGCCGUUGUUGCUGGUGCUAAUGUGUCUGCUGCUGCCUAAUAAGUUUCUUUGACUUAUUCUUCUGGAAGUUUGUCAUCAUUGCCCCUUAUUUAAAAAUGUGUACUUUAUACUAAACAUAAAUAAAACCCUUAUCCUUAUCCAUAAGCUCAUGAUCUUGACCAUGCUGAUUGGGACCAGCAACUUAUGGAGGGCACUAUGUUGGGUCUAAAUAAUAUAGAUCCAACUAAUGAAGGAGCGGGGGGUUGUGGAGAGAAUAUGCUUUGUGAUGUUCCUUGACUAGCCAGUUGUAUUUGGGUGGGUAUAUCAGGACUAAACAUAGGACUGCCAUUUUUUACUUUUCCAUUGCCUGAUCCUUCUUUUGUCUUGUUCACGGCUCUUUGCUGUUCAGUCAAGUGUUUUGCAGUAGACGUGUUUUUUACCAAUACAGAAUGAAAUCGUUCUUGGUAGCUGCACACCUUUAUUUUGAUAUUCUGUAGGUAAUUUUAUGUUUUAAUGGCUAUAUAAAAUGAGGGUAACAGUGUUUUAAAAGUUUUGAUUCCACUUCCAUGGGGUUUUUAAAUUAAAAAAAUAGCAUGCCACAAUUUACUGAGGUUUGCAAAGAGUCUUAAUACAGAAUAAAGCUUUGCGACCUUUAUCAAAAUAGUUGAAAAAUGUAAGAGACAAGAGUACUGUACUACACCAUUUGCUUUAUCCAUUUGUAUACGUACCAUAUCUUGAACACAAGUGUGUUUGUCAGUCUUUGCUAAUGCUUAACAGAAGCCGUUAAUGUUUUGCUGAUAAUUUUAAGCAGAAUGCUUUUAGCUCUGCUGUAAGGGUUGCUUUGGCAGUGGGAAGGGAAGAAAAGGCUUCAAAGUCUUCGAACACCAUUAUUAGCAGCUUAUUAUAGACAUCAGUGGAAACACCUGCAGCAAGAAGAGAGCUUCACAACUUACUGCUGCCCAACAGUGCCGCAUUUAAAGGAUUAUUCUUAUUUUCAGAAUUGUCAUGGCAGAUACAAGCAGCAAUAUAUGUAAAGGUCAUUUCUUCAUUUCAGAUGAUUUAGAAUUAGGUUUGUGAGCAAUAAGUAGCCGUUUCUCAAUUGUGCAGGAUCCAUGUGUCUUUCCCCCCAGCUGUUGUAAUUCAACUUCCCUCCUAGCUAAUUCAAAUUGAAAUAUUUUAUCAUUCCUUCUUGUUUUCUCCAAGCAACCAUGUAGAAUGUUGCUGAACUUAAUGUGUUGAUUGUCAGUUGAAUGCAGUCACAUGUUACACUGUGGAGGACAAGCAAUUUAAAUGAAACUUCUUGUUCUGGGUUGUAAUUUGCAACACCUGUAGAAAAUCACCUUUAAGAUAACGUACAACACUCCCAUCAUUUACAUAUCCAUAUUAUAUGGUCUCUUAAAAGUCACUAGAAUAGAUUUGUGAGUGGUUCCUGUAUAGAAUGAGCUUGAGUACCUGGGAACUAUAAAAACUUACAGCUUGAAUUAAGGUGUUUGAGGUUUCUUUCUUUCUUGGUAAAGUGAGGUUUAAAUUUUAAAAGUUGUAGGGGAGAAAAGUAAACAUUGAAACCUGCGCUUAAUUCUUUUCCUACUUGAAAUCUAUAAGUUCCUGGCCUUCGGGUGUGAAAGCAUUUCUGCUGUGUGAUCAAAGUUCUCAGUCUGCUUUCCCUAGUAACUUUUCUGUUAACAGCAAUAGAUUGUAAGAAGUUAUUUACAUUUCAGAUAGUUCAGCAAAAAAAAAGAUAGAAAGAUAGAAAAACAUGGGAUAUGAAGCUGGGAUAUGAACCAACCAGACUUUUGUUGUAAACCACAAUCUCUCAUUCAUACAUUAUGAUAGGCCAUGGCUUGUGGAAAGUGAAGCUGAUCACCAUAGAAGCCUUUUUUCCAACCACCCAGGAGGAGGAAGACCAAGAAAGGGGGCUUUUCUUGGGCUUGUUCCAGCUCAUUCAUAUAAGGGAGCUAAAACAUGAUGUGCAGAAAUUAUAUUCACAAAUGCACGAGUGCAAACCUGUUAGGGGUGUGCCCAGACCACAGAGUUUGGACGCCUGCUCAGUACUUUGGGAAACAGCCCAUCUCAGUCCAAGGCACUGUGGGUUUGUUUGAUCCAGCCUGGCCUCAGAGUCUGUCCCUGGGGAAACAAGGCUUUGCCCUCUCCUCUCUGCCCCCCUCCAAUUUGUUACUAGGAAAUAAUAAUUUGAAAAAAGAUGACUGUUUUCCUUUUGGCAGACAUGAAUGAAAUUUGCAGUCAAAGAAGCUUCUCCAAGGUUGGCAAAGCCUGUCAGAUUAUAGACAAUUAGGUUCAGGGGUUUUGUGCUGGGCACUUUUAAUUAUUUUUUUAAGGGGUCUAAUAGCAGAUGAGCUUCUACUCAAUGGGGUGACUAAUGGUGUAAGAGCACUAACAUGCAGUUAAUUUGGGAAAUGAAAAAAACUACAUCCUCUUGUUAUAAUUUUCAAACAUUACUAGGCUCUAAAUGUGUGCAUUUAAUUUUGCCCUCUCAUAGGUGAAAAGCAGCGGCUGGGUUAUGAUCGGUCCGGAUUUGAUGCAGAGGAUUCAGAAGGGCCAGAUGACGACGACAAUGAUAACGAAGAUGACGACGAAGACAGCCAAGCUGAAUCAGUUAUAUCUGCCACUCCCUCCGUUUCAGCCAGCCCACAACAUCAUCCAUCUAGAAAUGUUUCUCAGGAGAUCUCAAGCGCUGAUGAAGAAAUCAGAAUAGCAGAUUGCUUUGCUGGGGUUCACACAGACUCUAUGGAUGGGCUGCCCAAAGCACUUCUCACAAAGAUGACAGUACUUAGUACAGUGCAGUCGGACUGCAGGAGCUCAGGGCCACUGGUUACAGCUGUUCCCGGAGAAGCAAACGAAGGAAAUGUGCAAGACAGAGCAACAAGCACAGAUCCUGCUGUCUCCUCUGAGACAGUUCCCAAGUCUCCAUGCCAUCAGAUGUACGUGGACUACCCAGAAGAAGCAUUGGGAAGUUCUGCUGUUGCUCCUACUGUUACGACAGUAACUUCCAAGGUGAGCAGAUAAUUCAGUUCACUUGUGUUAGGUGUAAUCUGUACACCAAUUGCACAAAGUAUAGAAUUAACUCAAACCCUGCACAAGACCCAACCAGAUGCCCAUAUGGGAUGCUCACAAGCAGGACAUGAGCACAACAGGGCUCUCCUUACAGCUGAUCCUCAGAAACUGGUAUUCAGAGACAUACCACCUCCAACAGUGGAGGCAGAACAUAGCCAUCAUGGCUAGUAGCCAUUGGUAGAGUAACACACAUUCUUCAUGUAGAGCAGAUUAACACACACACUUCCAAGUUCAUUGCUGGGAGGCAAAUAAUGCUACCCGUGUUCUUGUCUGUUAAGUACAUUGGCCUAGAAGGAUUUCAGUGAAAAUGGGCUGCACGAUUCAAUUUAUUCUUUGCAUUAGCCAUGGACCGUUGGCACAGUGAAUUUAAUGGGAUUUAGUCUCCCAAUAAAUACACUGCUGUGACUGCAUGUAACUUUGUUGUAGAACUAUAUAGCCAUGUGUAUUUUACAUAAAUAUCUAUAUAUAUGUAUAAAUACUCAGAAACUACUAUUCAGCCGGGCUUUACCCAUGCUUGGAAACAGAGCUUCCCCAUUGCCAGCAAUAGAAGGGGAAAGGGUCUGAAUUUUGUCAUAGCUAGCAAUGCAAAGAAUCACGAGCGUGCAAAACUAUACCAUAUAGAAGUACUUUUAAAGCUGCUCAGUAGCCGCAUGACCUAUGUGACUCUUUGGAAAUCAAAUGCACUGAAAUAGCACAUUCUGAGUGACUUGUAAUUUUUUUUAACAAUAGUAGAAUAUUAGCAAACUUAUCUCUUUUAGAGAAGAGGUUUUUGAGCUGUGUUGGGAUGGAGGAAGGGAGAGAAUGGUUUGGGCCUUCCUAUAUUUAACUUGAAACAAAGGUGGCUCUACUUUAGCCAACAGAGGAAGCAAUCUGGGCUGCCAAGGGCAAAGAAUGCCCCAAAUGUUCAAAGCAGAAGAGCCACAAAUGGAACUAAAACACAGGACACCCAGCAGAAUCUGUCAAAAAUAAUCAACCCGCAGCACUUAGGGAGGAGUGUUUUUUAGUGGAUGCCCAACUCUCCUGUGGUUGGCUGCUUUCACAUUUUAAGAAAUAAAGCUAGACAAUGUUGAACUGGCUGUAUCUUCUUAUUGAUGGCUUUAAAAAUAUUAUUCUUUUUGUUACACUAGAGCACAACUUCUACAAGACUUCCUUCUCCACCCGUUGACCGGAGUACACAAACCUCCACGGUUGUUCCUUCAAUGGCCUCGCCUUUCCCAGAGAUGCAACCGCAAAAGCCCGAGGAGCAUCAGCAACAGAUCAUGAAAUCAGCACCUCCUCAGACUCACCUGUUUAGCCACCUCCCUUUGCACUCGCAGCAACAAACCAAGACCCCUUACGGGAUGAUUCCAGUGGGGGGAAUCCAUGUGGUACCUGCUGGCUUGGCCACAUACUCGACUUUCCUCCCCAUUCAGGCUGGGCCGGUACAGCUCACUAUUCCCGCCGUUAGCGUGAUCCACAGAACUACAAGUGCACUUGGCGACCCAGCAUGUGCAAUGUCCGGCACUGCAAAUCAUCUCAGCGUUGCUGAAGUGAACAGUGUUGUUCCUUGCAUCCCAAUAGGCCAGAUCAAUGUACCGGGAAUCCAGAGCCUGAGCGCACCAACCCUGCAGCCUCUUCCGUCGUUGAGCAUGGAGACGGUGAACAUCUUAGGCCUGACGAACACCAACAUCACUCCGCAAAUACACCCUUCGGGAUUAACGCUGAAUGCCGUAGGCCUACAAGUGUUGACUGCAAACCCUUCCCCUCAGAGCAACUCAAGCCCUCAGACGCACAUUCCAGGUCUGCAAAUAUUAAACAUAGCAUUGCCGACUUUAAUCCCUUCGGUCAGCCCUGUGACUGCAGAUGGGCAGGGCAUUCCAGAAACACCAGCUUCUAGUAGCAAGGCCUCCGAAACUCCUCCACAUCAGGGUCCUGCGAGUGUCGCUGGCGAUGCUGCUGCUGCUCCAGUCACCAGUGCUACAUCAUCUCAGGUGGGACCCGCCGACCAGCAGUACAGCAUUGAAAGUCAUUUGGAGGCUGAUCCUUCAAGCGGGUACCAACGGCACGAUAGCCCGGGUAAACUGGACACUGAAAAGCCUGACUCACAGAGUCAUACGAAACCAAAGUGCAAUAUCAAUUCUGUUCAGGUCGAACAGGCUUCUGCUUCAGAGCCUCCUAUGAAGGUGAAUUCUGACGUUUUACCCAAUUGCCCCAGACAUCGGACUGUCUCUCUAGAUAGACAAGCGCAUAGGCGGAAAGGGUUGCCCGAGAGGCAAAAUACUGUGGAGUUUAGUGACGGCAGCAGCGACGAUGAGGACAGACUUAUAAUAGAAACCUAGGGUUUUUUGGUUUUACGUUGGGUUGUGUGUGUGUGUGUGCGUGUGUGUGUUUGUUUUUCGUUUUUUUUUUAAAGUAACACAGGUUUUCUUGCAAACCUCCCUUUUACUUAAAGCACAUUUUUUUUCUGACACAAACUCAUUACUAAUCUUUGUGCAAUCAUGAAUUUUUGACCAAUAAUUGUUGUUUCUUGUCAGCUCCGGCCAUUUUUGUACAUGUUGUAUAGAAAAUUGUGCCUUUUUUUGGAGUUUUAUGUUUAGAAUACUGUACAGAUUGUCAAAAUUAUAUAUAUAUUAUAUGUAUAUUAAAACCAAGUAGUUACUUGUGUUUCGUAAGUAAAACAAAAUAAAUAAAAAUCUUACGUCGGAUGAAAUAAAUGAUUAAAUUAUAUGUUGCACUGUUAAAUGUAAAUUUUUAUGGCUGUGGGGCGAAGUUUGUGUGUACAGAUUUGAGUAUGUACAACUCCAUAUUUAUUGUAUCCAUAUUAGUUUUGGGGAAAGGGUCUGUCCAUCUUUCUUGUGUAUGACUUUAGCUUUACACUUAAAAACAAACUCCCGUAUCUGUGUUAUUGAAUUAUUUCAGUAAAAUUUUUGUUUACUGACUUUAUCACUGCUCAAGUUGUGCCUUCUUCACGCAAGUGAGCCAGCAAGAAAAAAUCAACUUCCCACUUAGAGCCCCCCCCCCACCACCAUUAGGUUAUUUAAAAGCUUUAGAAAAUGGAUGAACUGUCUAUUAGCAGUGGUUUCAGUAGCG
Podarcis lilfordi (Lilford's wall lizard) is the source of this 85665-nucleotide messenger RNA. NCBI's taxonomy places the organism in Eukaryota, Metazoa, Chordata, Lepidosauria, Squamata, Lacertidae. The record is from the annotation of a GenBank genome assembly.